CUCUUGCUUGGAAAAAUGACCGCAGUAGCUCCACUUUCGCCUGUAUCCAUGGGUACAGACGUCAACAACGAGAGGGCGGACAUCUUCAUCACGUCUGCGAAAACUCACGUGACCCGAAGUUUAGAAAGAACACGAAGUCUUCGCAGUUGGCAAAAGCCAAAUGAAGAUGAAGAAAGUGAAAUUCAAGAGGCUGCUCAAAUUGUCGAGAUCUUGAAGAGAAGAUUCGCCUUUCUCUCCGGUGGUGUAGACAAGAAAGGACGACCUAUAUUAUCCAUCCCAGUGUGCCCAAAUGUUACCCUUGAAGAUCUAGUGGCUGUACUAAAAUAUCUAGGUUCCUUGCUUAGUGAAGACUCCAGAGAUCUGGGAUUCAUAGUCAUCAUAGAUGGACAUGGUGAAGGUUGGAAGCAACUUAAAACAUCGUUCAUAGCAGUACACAGCUCAUUAGAAGAUUUUGUGAGCGCUGUUUAUGUAAUUAAACCUGACGGUUUGCUGGAGAGACAAAAGCCUGUGGAUCUAAAAAGAGAGAAACUAUUCUUAGACUUUCAGCCCCAGUACAUCACCUUGAAAAAUCUCCACAAACUGAUUUCUCCGAGUCAACUGACCUCAGAUUUUGGCGGAACCUACUCAUAUGAUCAUCAUCAGUGGUUACGUAAAAGAUUGGCUUUAGAAAGGUAUUUGAAGGCGUCUACUGCAGUUCUUAGGCACUUGGAUACUUCCUGUAUUGUCUUGCACUCUCGCACAAAGCAUCUCUCUCAAGAAAACAUGGCCGACGUACUCCAACAUCUUCGAAACUUUUACGACAAUGUAAUGACCGCUCCUAACACUGCUGUGAAGAACGGACAGGAUCUUCUUGAGCAGCUGGAAAUGGACCUGAAUAGUGGGUUCAAAACUUUGUCGGGAAAUGAACCACCAGAGGAAAUUCUGAUAGCUCAAAAUCAGGUUAGAAAUAAAAUCAAAGAAAUUCAAAGCCAAGAAGAAAAAUUCACGCAAUUAUGGAGAGACUGUCAGCACCAUAUCCGACAUGUGGCAGACUUCAUGGAAUUCGAAACAGGAGUUAAAGAGGUGACAGAAUGGAUUCUUAAACCUGGAGACAAAAUGCUGAGUUCUCAAGACGAUAUUGGCGAAUCUCUGUUAAGAUCAGAAGAGUUACUUCAAGAACACAAUGAUUUAGAAAUCAGCUGUACUAAAACAUACGGACAAUAUGCCGAGUUACGUCACAAGGCUGAAAACAUGCUAAAACGUGAACAUCCUCUUACGAAGGAGAUCGAGGCUCAGAGGAAUUACAUGGACAACGUCUGCAGGGCUUUCGCAAGUCGUCUGGAGCGCCGCCGCAAUCUGCUAACAGCAUCAACCAGGUUUCAUCGCUUAUUGGAUGAGGACUUCAAGAAAACAGAAGAAGUGAGGAAAAUGCUUCUAACAGACAAAGAAAUAACAGAUAGUCACGAAGUACAACUUAUGGACAACCAGCUUCAUCACACUUUUAACCGUCUUGUUUCCGAGAAAGCUAAAAUUCCCAAAGAGGGUCAUCAGCUACUUGAUUUGAUGUUAACUUCACUCAAACAUACCUCAGGAAAAGACAUCACUCCGAAGACCGAGUGGAUUAAGUUUCAUGUUCAGCACCAUCUGGAGAAGGUAGAACAGCAAAAGCAGGAAUUGUUGGAUCUUAUCAAACUGAAGCUUCUCAGGUUACAACAAGUGACACAACUUCUCCGGUGUGAAGAAGAUGCUGAACAGUCAAUACAGUGGCUCCAGGACCUUACAGAAUUGAUGGUAAACACUCAUAUACAACUUGGACGCUCAGUUCAGGAGGUGGAGUCAAUCAGACUUGAGCACCAGAAGUUUGAAGAAACUGCAAAGGGUACCUAUGAUUACGGGAGACAGUUGCUUGAGACAGCCCUUCAGAUUCGACAUUCCUGCCAGUACAACUUACAGCCUAACAGCCAAUUAGCGAAUCGACUCUUUACAACCUGGAGAGUGUUUCUCCAAGGUAGUCAAGAGAGGGCGACACGAUUGAGUGUUUGCUGGAGAUUUCAUAAAAAUUUCUUAAAUGUUAUGGAAAAGCUCGUCCAGUUAGAAGAUGGCUUACAGGAAGAGUUUAAAAGCUUUGGUUGGAUACGAAAAAAUUGGAUCGUUCGUAGGUACAAGGAAAGGUGGAUCAAGGUGGUAACCAUGUUGACGAACAGUAUUUGUAUGGCACGUGCCUUGCUCGCUCGCAUGAUUAAGCCAGUAGUAGACAGUGGAGUGAGGGCUGACAAAUACCUGGGGGAUGAAGCAGCUGCAGAAAUUAUAAGGAGAAAAAUGGAGGCGGGAGAGAAAAAAGCCACAAACGUAGAAAAGAAAUUUUUUGACGAAAAUGCAUCAUUAAUUCGGUCAGAACUGGCCAAGUCUGGUUCCUUGUCUCAGGAGGAAGAUUCUUGGGCUCAUACAUCCUCUUGCACGGAAGAGUGGUGGUCCUGUGCAUCAAAUGGCACUUCCGGCGAAGAAUGGAAAUCAGCUGACGAAGGUCAAUCAGAUAGCGCAAGAUUUAGAGCAAAGACAAGAGACCCUUCUAAAGCGGCACUGAAUAUUCAGGCUCCCCUAAAUUCCCAGUCUGGGAAGUUAAUGGAGGAAGAAAAGAAAUGGACACAAACCAAAGAAACGCAAGAAAUGUCACAAAUUCAGUACACGAAAGAAAUGACUGAAGCUUGUACAACAACUAAGUUCAGUUUUCAACAUGUGUACGAAACACGACAACCGCAAAGCUUGACUGCUGCGGCUCAAACCACAGCUCCUAAGUUACCAGAAAGGUCAAAGUUCUGGCCUAGUGUAGAUACAAAGAAAAGUCCAUCUCCGCAACCUGAUGAUACUAAAACAGGGCAAGAAUAUUCUCGACAAAUUGAAGAAACGAAAAAAACCGAUAUCGAUUACACCGACCUACUUCUACAGAAAAUGACAGAGUUUAAACAUUUAUUUGGGAUUCUUUUUUUUUUAUUUAUUUAUUCAAGUUAUGGAUACGUUAAUAUUUUAAGAACUAAGAUGUCAACGUCACCCGAAGCCGUGAGCCUAGCACCGGCCAGCGAGGGCGUGGGCCAGGUGAACACAACUGAAGAGGCCCCUGUGACCACAACAGUCAGCACUAUUGCGGUCCAGUCGGGCAACACACGAAUUGUAAUUGCGUUGUUACAAAGCAAGGAAUGGAUGCAGCUAAAGAUUCAAGAAAUUUACCCAUCUAUGACAGAGGUGGGUUCUACUCUGGAGGAAGCCAUCGAGCUUCAACAGCAACAUGAGCAAGUCCUAGAAAAGUUACAGACAAAACAAAGCCCAGUUGAAGAAUUGCUCAAUCAGGCAGAUGAACUGAUCUCAAACCAGAAGCCUAAAGCUGAGGUUUAUGCAGCAAUGGCUGACAACUUAGGCCUGGCCUGGAAAGACUUAAAUGCUCAACUGGAACAAAGACGUCAAAUCUUAGAACAAGCUGUUAAUUUUCAUUCAAGAGCAAGUGAAUUUGUGGAGAGAAUGGAUGUAACUCAGAAAGAAGCUUUCGAUACAUAUUUACCAUCUGAUGCUGAAACUUGUCGAAUGCUUUUACAGCAACAUCAUGAUGCCAAAAAAGGUAUGUUGGAAGCCUCCAUGCAUACACUGAAUGAAGGCCAGUCUCUUCUAGAAUGCCUAAGAGAAGUAGGCAUUCACAGUAUGGGGGAUUCCAGACCUGAACACAUGAGACAUGCUGCUCAACAAGCGUGUAUUGGAAUAGAACGUUAUAUGGAAUCUUUGCACGACAAAAGACGAAGUCUCGAGGCUCAAUGGCUAAAAAGAAAAACACAACUUGAACAAUGUCUACAGUUGUGUCUGUUGUACAGUGACAUGGAUCAGGUGGAGAACUGGGUCAAAACAAAAGGUAAAGAAUACCUUAAACAGAAUAAUCUCGGGGACUCUGCAGCUGGAGCAGAAAUAUUACUUCAUGAGCAUCAAAAGGCUGUUAUUGAAGCAAAAGAAGCACAAGAUCGUGCUGUUCGGUUAUUAAAAACUGCAGAACAGCUUGCUAAUUCAGGACAUUACGCAAGUGAAGAAAUAAAAGGUAGAGGCUACACCUUGCUUUCUGACACUUCUGACAUUUUAGCAGCCCUAGACCAGAGGAAAGAACAUCUAUCCAUGUCACUGUCCUUCUUUAACAUGGCGCAAACGGCUCUAAAUAAACUGGACCAAAUCGAAGUUCAAUUAACGACUAUCGAUCUUCCGAGGAGCAGUGCUGCACUAGUGCAGCAGCACGCUCAAUUAGCACAUGCUAUUGAGGAUAUUACCAGUCCUGCUCUCCACGAGGGUCACGUCCUACUUCAGAGGGUCGGCAGGAGUGACUCUGGUGCCACUGGAGUAGCCAGAAAGAUUGCUGAACUGGAGGACCGGAGACAUCACCUCAGUAGCCUGUGCACAGCACAUCGAGCUGAAAACCUGGAGAGGAGUGCUGCCUUUACAAACUUUUGUGAAAAGUAUGAUAUUUUGUUUAACUGGAUCCUGAGUGCAGGUCUAGCUUUUCUCCAAGGUCACCAGGAUAUGGGCAGUGUUCUCUCCAUGGCUAAACACUUUUUACAAGAGCAUGAACGACUCCAGAAUGAAGCUCAGAUGAAAGGAAUUGAAGUUCAAGCUCUGUUAAGUACAAUACCCCCACUCUUGAGUGUUGGGGGUGAAGAAGCUGAAGAAGUUCAGCAAAAAGUUCGAAACCUGAGAUAUCAUUGGGAUGAAAUGAAAUCACUCCUAGAAAAAAGGAUAAAACUAUCUCAUCAUUAUGUCUCAUUUCACAAACUUGCUGUUCAGUUAGCUAACGAUAUGGAUGUUGUUGAAGAAAUGAUUAGGGAAAAAGAACCUCAAACUGAAAGCAUGAUGAAACAACUGGAAGAGAAGUGGAUGACCUGUCAACAGAUAUUCUUACAGUUAACUAAUACAGGGAGAAAUUUUAUAGAGGAUGCUACACAGGUGGAUGAUAAGCAUUUGGACACCAAAAGGGCAAUUCUAUGUGUGGAAACAAUCUUGGAAGACUUUAAAACACGAAAGGAGAAACUUAGUAAUUUGUGGAUGUCUUGGCAGACACGAGUUAGUGCUGGAAAAGAGCAGAAAAUACACUGGGAACAGUUUCUUAAAGAUGCUCAAAAGACAAUUGAGUCAGCAAAGGAAAUGCAAGACAAUUUGUAUCCAAUUAUUCCUCAAGAUUUGAACAAUGCUGAAACAAUAGCUGAAUAUCUGGAGAAACAUCAGACGAUAUAUGUACCAACAGCAAAGAGAGUUCUUAUGGAAGUGGAGAUGAGAUUAAAGAUGGCAGAAACGAUCCAAGUCUCACCAAGUUUUCAGAGUCAGAAAGAUAGUCUUGUGAAUCAGUUCACUAAGUUACAUCAGGAACUGAAUAAUAAGAUUGCCGAGUUUCAUGUCUUGCUAACAAUGAUGGUCACACUUUUCCACAAUUUUGUAGAGCUGGAGAAGUUGGUGGAGAAACAAGAAAUGCAGUAUGUCACUGCAGUUUUGCCCAGUGGUCUGGAUGAAAUGGAGAGAAUGAUGAGAGAACAUGAUGCUAGUAAACCAACAAUUCUAGAACUUUUCAAGUUUACUGCUAAUGAAGCUCAACAAGUAAUCAAUAAGAUCUCUCAAGUGGAACCAUUACUUGUUGCACCAAAAGACACAGAAAAAAUAAGGAUGGUAGAUGGACGUAAAAAACGUUUUGAAACGGUGUGGGAAGAGCAUAAAAGAAAACUUGAGCAACAUCAUCAGUUUUGUUUAUUUAAUAGAGAUCUACAACAGAUUAACUACCAGUUAUCUGAACUAAGCAAACACUUGGAAGACAUGCGUGGAAACUACGGAGAGUCCUUACCUGGAGCUAAAGCAACUUCCCAAGCAUUUGUACAAUUUGAAAAGACAAUUGAGCUUCUGGAGAAGCGAAUACACACUUUCAUCAGUACAGCAGAGAAAAUGCUUCUUGAUCAACAUGCUGAGUCAAGUCAUAUUAAAACAGAAAUCCAUUCACUUCAAAACAAGUGGUCAACUUUUCAUAUGAAUAUUGGCGAAAAUCGUCGUCUCAUUGAUCUGUCCAUAGAGUACUUCAGUUUGAUAGAAGAGGCAGAUGAAUGGUUCAAAGAGGGAAGCACAAUUUUAGUCUCUAUUGCUCGUAAGUCUACAAGCUGUAAGUCUCCAAAUGAUGCUAACACCCUUCUUGAAGAAGUAAGAAAUUUCCUCAAACCUGGAGAAGUCAAGCAAGAUGAAAGGCUACGUAAAAUAUCAACAUUAGCUAUACAGCUUUAUGGAGUGGAUCGUACACCAAUCAGUAUGCAGCAGGUUUCAGGGAAAAACAAGGAAAUGUUGGAAUCCUUCUCAGUCAUCAAUGAUGAAUUGUCAAGCUUGUCAGAGAGCCUGAAAGAAGCAGAACAGGAAAGAGAAAGGCAAAAGAAAGAAAAGGAGGAAGCUGAUGCUGCAGUAAAAGCUGCACAGGCUGAAGCAACAGCUGCCAAAGCUGCAGCUGCUGCUGCCCAAGAGGCUGCUAGAGCUGCCCAAGCUGCAGCUAAGGCUGUUCCUGUGAAGCCAGUGCCAUUUGAGAAAGUGACUAUUGACCAACAAGAGGCAGUUCCCAUACCCACAGAAACUCAGAAUGCCCACAUUGAAAUAACUAAACCAUUGCAGUUUUUAGCUGAGGUUCCAAGACCCAAAGCACCAGUAUUUGUUGCUCCUCUCAUCGAUGCAGAAGUAAUGGAAGGAUCAAAAUAUACAUUUAUUUGCCAAGUUGAGGGUUUUCCACCCCCUCGAGGUAUCACGGUCCAGUGGUUUAAGGAUGGUAUACUAAUUCAAAACAACCCAGACUAUCAGACAACUUAUAUAGAUGGAAUGUGUACUCUGACAAUUGAGGAAACAUUCACUGAAGAUUCUGCACGCUUCUCCUGUAAAGCCGUGAAUCCUGCAGGGACGGCAGAAACCCAGGGAUUACUGACAGUCAAUGAGUCGAGGCCACACGAAGAAUUGAUUCCUCCACACUUUACCCAAGAAUUGCAGGAUGGGGUUGUUCAGGAAGGGAAAUCUUUCCAGUUUGAAUGUGUGGUUGUUGGUAAUCCUCUCCCUCUUGUUUCCUGGUUUAAAAAUGACGUCUGUAUUGACAAUUCUCCUGAUUAUGCCAUCACAUACAACAAUGGGCAAUGUACUUUGAAAAUAGAAGAGGCUUAUCUAGAAGAUGAAUCAAGAUAUACCUGUCGUGCUGCUAAUCAGGCUGGACAGGUUGCUUGCAGUGCAAAAUUGACUGUAAAACCAUUAGAAGCAGUUGAACUCCCCAAGUUUCUUACACCUUUAUCAAACGUGAUGGCUCGUGCUGGACAGAAGCUCAGACUAGAAUGUAGAGUGCAUGGUCAACCAGAACCUGUGCUGUCUUGGCUCCAUAAUGGAAAACCUAUCACUAACAGAGAGAUGCAUUAUGAUGGCAACAAAGCAACAUUGGUCAUCAUAGAAGCCUUUCCCAAAGAUGCUGGAACAUACAUGGCAGUUGCUAAAAACCAGGCUGGAGAAGCCACAUCAUCGUGUAAUGUGUCAGUAAAAGGACGACUUCCUAUGGAAACUUCCGAUUCAGAAUUAGCUUCAGAUAUGGAGCCUGUGAAGCCAAAAGUUAUGCAGCCACUGAAGAAUCUCACUGUUGGAGAAGGAAGUACAGUUAGGAUGGAUUGUAUCAUUGUUGGACAACCAGAACCAGAGGUGAUUUGGUAUCACAACGAGAAACCGGUGAAAGAGUCCAACGACAUACAGUUAUUGUUUGAAGGUGAUAAAUGUUCUCUUGUUAUCCAUGAAGCUUACCUGGAAGAUGCAGGCACUUAUAAGUGUGUAGCUAUCAACUCGGGCGGAGAAGCCUCAAGUGUAGGCCUUCUAACUGUUGAAUCUCUAAGUGAAGUGAGUGACAUUGAAAGAAGCCACAAAGAUAUAAUAUUGAGUUUUGAGAAGGCUACUGCUCCUAAGUUUUCCAAACUGCUCAUGGACACUUCUGUGAUUGAAGGACAACGGGUAAAGUUGGAAUGCCAAGUGACUGGUGAACCUCAACCCUUUGUUUCGUGGUAUAAAGAUGGCAAGCAGAUUGAUGCCUCUAAUGAUUAUCAGAUCACCCAUGAUAACUCAGGUUUAAUCUCCCUCACUAUUCCUGAAGUCUUCCCAGAAGAUGGAGGUAGCUACACAGUUAAAGCUACAAACAAGGCUGGGGAAGCUAAAUGUUUCUGCUCAUUGAAUGUUAAUCCUAAAAAACCAGAGCCAAAAGUGCAGUAUCAGCCAUCUGUUCUUCAAUUUCCUCCAAAGUUUACUCUGCACUUGAUAGAUACACGUGUUGGUAGAGGAAAAGAAGCAAAAUUUGAAUGCUGUGUUACUGGAACUCCAAAGCCAAAAAUACAGUGGUGCUAUAAGGGUUGGCCAAUCACUGCUGACAAGGACCACAAUAUCACAGCUGAUGGGGAUAAACACUGUUUAGUUAUUCCAACUGUCUCCUCCUUUCACAGUGGGAGAUAUUCAAUUACGGCUGAAAAUCCUAUUGGUAAAGCUACCUCAUCAGCUCUCUUAGUUGUUGAAGAACCAUUUGAUGACAAAGCAUUGUGGGAUGGAUUUGGAGAACCAAAAUACCAAAUGCCUACCAGAGUGAUGGCGUUCAAAUAUAAAGCAACAACAUUGUGCCGACUUACUUUCCUAGAUCAGGGAAUGGUGAUCCAACCACACCCAACGCUUAUUUCGAAGAGACGACCACCUAACGCAACCCCGCCCAUAUUUGAAAAGCCCCCAAUAGGCGGACGAUUUAUUGAAGGUGGUGAUGCUAACUUUGAAUGCCGUGUGCGGGGAAACCCGCCCCCUGAGGUCACAUGGUCCAGAAGGGGUAUGCCAAUAAAGAAUGACCAGAGACGCCAAGUUUCAUAUAACCCUGACACUGGCGUGUGUAGUCUUCACAUCAGAGGGCUCACUGCAGAGGAUGAUGGUGACUACACCUGUACAGCAGUCAAUUGUGCAGGCGAAGCCUCCCUUACUGUCAGUAUUCAGAGAGAAGUUCAAGGUCAGGUUUACAAGCAAUCACAGGAAAUGUUCAAGACACAUCAGUUUACACAACAAACAACUUUUCAGCGUGCUUACCAAACAUUUGGUCAAGAAAGGAUUCAACCUCCUUUUGAUCAACAAAUGAUUCAGUCAGAACAAGAAGUAGAACCAGGCAGUCCAUUCUAUUAUGGUGUUCCUGAGGGCUUUAGAGUGGACACAUUUGAAUACCGUCUUCUACGAGAAAUUGAAUUUCGAGAAUCCUCCGCCAAGCGUCAACAGGGUGAGCUGGAACCUCCACCACCAGCAGUCAUAGAUACAUCAAGACCACCUACUGCACCUGAAAUACUUCAGCAUCCUCGCAACAGUAAAUUGCUUGAGGGAGCUGAUGCCACAUUCCAAGCAAAGAUCUCAGGCAAUCCCAGACCCGUUAUCACUUGGUUCAAGAAUGGUCAGAAGAUUGUUCAAUCCCAGAGAUAUACCAUUCACAUACAGGAUAAUACAGCCACUUUACAUAUUCAUAUGGUUCUCCCAGAAGAUGCUGGAUAUUACACAUUGUUGGCAGAAAACCCUUCAGGCCGAGUGGCAUGCUCUUGCCAUCUAGUCAUUGAAGCCAUGGGAAAUGUCAGUGAGACCAGAUAUACUAGCAACCAGCGGCUAGAAACUUUUGAUGGACAACAGAAAGGAGAACCAAGACAAGUCAGACCUAUUCGUACCAGCAUGGUAGAAAAUGAUGUUGAAAUAACUGCUUCCAGAACACUUAAACCUAAUUUUAUCAAAAUUCCAACACAAAAAGAAGUGACAGAAGGUAAAAUGGUCAGGUUUGAUUGCAGAGUCUCAGGCCGACCUUUUCCUGAAGUGUUGUGGUUUCACAAUGGGAAACAAAUUAUGGAUGAUGCCACACACAAGCUUCUGGUCAAUGAGGGUGGCAUGCAUGCCUUGAUGAUCACUGUAACUAAUCGAAAUGACUCUGGAACAUAUACUUGCAUUGCAAGAAAUAAAAGUGGAGAAUCUCGUUUUGAAGUAAACUUGACUGUGAUAGAAAAAGAACAAGUUGUUUCUCCAAAAUUUGUUGAAAGAUUUCAGUCUACACAUGUUAAAGAAGGGGAACCUGUGACUUUACAUUGUCGUGCUGUUGGAAUUCCAAUACCUCACAUCACAUGGCAGAAAGAUGGUGUUCAGAUCUAUUCCAGUCCACCAGAAAUGGUCAUUGAAACCCAAGAAGGAAGCUCUAGCUUAUACUUCAGUAAUGUCACAGUUAAUGAUGCAGCAUGGUAUCAGUGUACAGCACAGAACCAAGCAGGAAGCACUGCCACUCGUGCACGUCUUUAUGUUUCUAGUGAGCCUCAAUUAACUGGUGAACCUUGGAAGUUAAGCCUACCUAGACCAACAAAAGUUAUACGACCAGAGAGUUCCCCACCUCGUGAGACCAUCUGGUUACGUCACGUUGAACGUUCCCAUCCCCAUGUUUCUCAUGAGGAAGAAUCAAGACCACCUCAGAAACCAGCAUUUACCACUCAUCUCAGAGAUUUGCAUCUGCAAGAAGGAGAUCGAGCCAGUUUUGAUGCUCGUCUCAUUCCUAUUGGUGAUCCUUCCAUGCAGAUUGAGUGGUUUGUGAAUGGACGAUUUUUGGAAGCCAGUUCUAGAGUGAUGACCAUUGAGAGGUUUGGCUAUGUGGCACUGACAUUACUACAUGUUAAUGUUGAAGAUGCAGGUGUUUAUCAGUGCCGAGCAAGCAAUGAAGCAGGAGAAGCUAUUACUACAGCAACUCUUCACGUGAGCCCUCGUGCAAUGAUUGAAAGUAAAGUCCAACACCCAGAAAGCUGGGAAGCCAUCCAGCAGUUAGAAGACUGGGAGCGUUAUAAACGUUAUGAAUCAGUUGAGGAAUCUCUAUGUGCAAAUAAACCCGUUUUCAUCAAACCGUUGAAUAAUCUAGACAACUUACAGGAGGGAGGAUUUGCACACUUUGAAGCCCAAAUAACGCCUGUAAAUGAUUCCACCAUGACUGUUGAGUGGUAUUUCAAUGGACAACCACUGACAGCUGGAACUCGUGUAAGCACAACUUUCAGCUUUGGGUAUGUAGCUCUGAACAUCAAGUACCUUCGAGCUGAAGACUCAGGGGUUUAUAUGUGUAAAGCAAUCAACCAGAAAGGAGAAGCUUUAUCAACAGCAACACUGAAAGUGAUUACUGUGGGACAAGUUGUUUAUGAUCUUGGCUUCCCAGAACAGCAAAGAUAUCAAGAGAAGAUUCAAGAGUUAGAGUCCUGGCAACGACAACAACACCAACAAAUUGUGGUAGAGGAAGCUGUACCACAGACAGCGCCUGUGUUCCGGUCACCUCUAAGAGACAUUGUAGAUAUUCAAGAAGGUAAAAUUGCUCGAUUUGAAGCCCGUGUUGAGCCAACUGGAGACUCUAACAUGCGAGUUGAAUGGCUCAAAGAUGGGAAGCCCCUGGAAGCUAGUUCCAGAACAACAAUGUUCUUCAAUUUUGGCUAUGUUUCUCUGACUAUUCGUGGAGUUGGUACUCGAGAUAUGGGCUCGUAUACGUGCAUGGCAAUCAAUAAUAUUGGAACAGCAAAAUCAUCAGCAACAUUAACUUGUAAAACUAAACAAAGUGUGGUCCUGGAGACCCACUACCCUGAAGGCCUGGAGAAAAUUCAGCAUCUCGAAGACAGUUCUCACUACCAGCGGGCAACUUAUGAGGAGACUACUGUCACUCAGCGACCACAAUUUACCGAGCCUCUAGUAGGUAAAGAGAUCCUGGUGGAGGGGCAAAGUGCCCACUUUGAAACCCGACUAGAACCUGUUGGUGACCCAAACAUGAUUGUUGAAUGGUACUUUAAUGGAUACCCUCUUACAACUGGUCACCGAUUCAAGACAUACUUUGAUUUUGGCUAUGUGGCCCUGGACAUAUUGUAUGUAUUCCCUGAAGACAGUGGAACUUUCACAAUCAAAGCCAAAAAUAAUCUAGGAGAAGUCACCCAGUCAAAAAGAAUAACAGUUCAAAGUAAAAUUGCUGUUGACACAACAACAAUACACGAAGUUGGGUUAGAACAGAUUGGGUAUUUGGAGCGACCCCACCACCAGGAACCUCAGUACAUGAUCGAAGAAAUAUCCAAGUCAAAACCCAUUUUCACUCAUCCACUUCAUGAUCUUAAACCUUUGCGAGAAGGAGAACGAGUUCAUUUAGAAUGUCGAUUAGAACCUGCUGAUGACCCAACAAUGAAAGUGGAAUGGCUUUUUAAUGGAAAGCCUCUAAAAUCAGGUAGCAGAUUCCAAACACGGUAUGACUUUGGAUUUGUGGCCCUGAAUAUCUUGACAGCCUAUCCUGAAGAUGCUGGAGAGUAUACUGUAAGAGCCACUAAUCAAUUAGGGUCCUCCCACACUAGUGCUAUUGUAAAAAUCUAUGGAAAAUCUGCUAUAAUUUUGGAAUCUCAGCAUCCAGAAGGAUUAGAAAAGAUUCAGCAAUUAGAAUAUACCAGUCGCUAUCAUCGUCCUGUAGAAGAAGAAACCAUCAUCACUCAAAUGCCAACUUUCACUAAACCAUUACAUAAUAUUGAAGUAAUUGAAGGCACUAACAUUCAUUUGGAGUGCCGUUUAGUUCCUGUUGGGGAUCCUACAAUGAAAGUGGAAUGGUUGAUCAACAAUGUUCCUAUUAGGAUAGGACAUCGUUUCCGACCAGCAAAUGAAUUUGAUUAUGUUGCAUUAGACAUUUUAAGUAUUUACCCAGAAGAUAGUGGAGUCUAUACCUGUAGAGCCACAAGCAGUUUGGGACAAGCUGUCACAUCCUGUUCUGUCAAAUGUAUAGCCAAAAGUCAGAUUAUACUUGAAUCACAACAACCUGAAAGCUUAGAAAAGAUACAAUACCUAGAGGACACAAGCCGCUACAAGCGAGACACCCUCGUUGAAGAAGCUAUAAAAGUGAUUCCAAAGUUUACUAGCCAUAUGCAUGGUCUUUCUCUACGAGAGGGCCAAGAGGCCCACUUUGAAUGUCGUCUUGAGCCAGUUAAUGAUCCGUCUUUAAAAGUUGAAUGGUUCCGGAAUGGAGUUUCUCUUCCAACAGGUCACAGAUACCGUCCUUUCCAUGACUUUGGAUAUGUAGCACUAAAUAUCUUGUCUUUAGUACCCGAAGAUACGGGAACAUAUACUUGUAGAGCUACAAACAGCAUGGGAACAACAGAAAUAUCUUCCACCCUUAAAUGUCAGAGUAAAACGUCAAUAAUCUCAGAAACUCAACAUCCUGAAGGCUUACAAAAGAUUCAGAAAUUGGAAUCAUACACAAGGUUUACAAGGCAGGAAGAAGAAGAAGCCACUACUCAGGCCCCUGUGUUUACCAGUCCACCUCGCAGUGUAGAAAUAAAGGAGGGACAGCGAGUUCACUUUGAGUGCCGUUUGAUUCCUGUUGGUGACCCAAAACUCAAAGUUGAAUGGUUUCAAAAUGGAAAACCUGUUAAAAUGGGCUCACGUUUUAUUGAGACCCAUAGUUUUGGUUUUGUGGCACUUGACAUCAUGUAUGCUUAUCCUGAAGAUGCAGGAACUUACACGUGUAAGGCAACAAAUGCCCUUGGAGAAGCUGUUACGUCUGCCCAGUUAAGAUGUUAUGAAAAAGGGAAAUUAGUCCUUGAAUCUCAACAGCCAGAUAGUUUGCAGAAGAUUCAAAAAUUAGAAGACAGUGGUCACUACCAGAGGACUGUUUCAGUGGAAGAAGUUACAACUCAGGCUCCAGUGUUCACACAACCCAUGAGAAACUUGCAAUUGCUGGACAACCAAAGUGCUCAUUUUGAAUGUCGUCUUAUCCCAGUUGGAGAUCCCAAAUUGAGGGUGGAGUGGCUUUUUAAUGGCAUGCCUCUUAUGCAUGCCUCUCGUGUUACCACUAUGCAUGACUUUGGAUUUGCUGCAUUAGACCUGGCUUAUGUGAAACCUGAAGAUAGUGGCACAUACACAUGUAAGGCAACAAAUGAUCUUGGACAAGCUGUAUGUUCUGCCACUUUAACUGUCAAAAGAUCAAGUAGUUUGCUGCUAGAGCCACAGCAACCUGACAGCCUACAGAAGAUUCAGUACCUGGAAGAUUCAACCAGGCAUCAAAGAGCAGUUACAGAAGAAACAGUAGUCUCAAGUAAACCAGUAUUUGUUACACCACUACGAGGACCUACUAAGCUAGCAGAAGGCCAGAGCAGUCACUUAGAGUGCCGAAUUGAACCAUAUCCUGACCCUACCAUGAAAAUUGAAUGGUUUUACAAUGGUCAGAUCUUGAAAACAGGCCAUCGCUUCCGCACAAUGUAUGAUUUUGGAUUUGCGGCUUUAGACAUUCUUUCAGUUAAUGCCGAAGAUUCGGGUGAAUAUAUGAUCAAAGCAACUAACUGCUUGGGCACCUCUACUUCAACUGCAGUUAUACAAGUAACAGGCAAGAGUGGAUUAAUCUUAGAAUCACAACAACCUGAUAGCUUGCAAAAGAUUCAGUAUCUGGAAGACGCUAGUCGCUUCCAAAGAGCUACAGUUCAAGAAGUCGUAUAUGAUGAACGUCCAGCUUUUGGUAGGCCGCUUUACAAUUUAGAAAAUCUAAGUGAAGGCCAGAAAGCUCAUCUUGAAGCUACACUGACUCCAGUUACUGAUCCUAACCUGAAGGUUGAAUGGUACUUCAAUGGUCAUCCAAUUCAACAAGGUCAUCGCUUCAAAACAACCUGUGACUUUGGAUAUGUAGCUCUUGAUAUUUUGUACGUCUUACCAGAAGACAGUGGUACCUAUAUGUGUAAAGCCAGAAAUAAUGUUGGUGAAGCUGUAACCACAUGCUCUUUAAGAGUCAAAAGUAAAAGUGGAAUCAUUAUAGAUACUCUGCAUGAAGAAGGUUGGGAGAAAAUCCGAGAGCUUGAAACUUCCUACAUAAAAAAGGCAGAGGAACCAGUCACACAAAUUAGCCGUCCCGUGUUCUUAACUCCACUCACCAGCCAAGAGAAUAUUAAGGAAGGUCAACCUAUUCACAUGGAAUGUCAUCUCGAGCCCAUCAAUGACCCCAAGCUACAAGUUAUGUGGUACAUCAAUGGAGUGGAGGUUAAAGCAGGCCAUCGAUUUAGGACAACCCAUGACUUUGGGUAUGUUGCACUGGAUAUUCUUUAUGCUUAUCCAGAAGAUACGGGAACUUACAUGUGUAAAGCUGUAAAUGAGUUAGGUGAGGCUGUGGUGACAUGCUCCAUCAAAAUCCAAGGUCGAAGAAGUGUGUAUUAUGACACUCAACAUCCUGAAGGAUUGGAAAAGAUCAAGGAAUUAGAAUGUCAGCCUAAGUACCAACCAGUAGAAGUGGAGGAACAGCCAAUAUCAUGCCCAUACUUUACACUUGAACUAAAAGGGAUCACAGAGCUUGUGGAAGGGCAGAAUGCUCACCUAGAAUGUCGGGUGGAGCCAGCUCAUGAUUCAAACCUUCAAGUGGAAGUGUUACAUAAUGGCAAACCUCUAGAUGCUGGCUCUCGUUUUCGUGUAACCUUUGAUUUUGGAUACAUUGCCCUGGAUAUUAAACAUGUGCUGCCUGAGGACUCAGGAAUGUUUACUGUAAAGGCUAAGAAUAAUCUUGGAGAAGCUACCAGCUCCAUUAACAUCAAAGUUCAAGGAAAGACCAGUAUAAUUAUGGAAACCCAACACCCAGAAGGUUUAGUGAAAAUUCAGGAGCUGGAAGAUGAAUCUCGUCAACGGCAUGAUGUGUAUGUUGAGCCACGAACAUUCCAACGACCAGUGUUUACAGCUCCGCUGCAAAAUCUGGAUAGCCUUGUGGAAGGACAAGAAGCACAUUUGGAGUGCCGCUUAAUUCCUGUAGGUGACCCCACACUAAAAGUGGAAUGGUUCUUUAAUGAGAAACCUUUACAACCAAGUUCCCGAGCUAAGACAGCUCAUGACUUUGGCUAUGUAGCUCUUGACAUCCAGUAUGUACGGUCUGAUGAUACAGGUGUUUACAUGUGUCGUGCAUCAAAUGAACUGGGUGAGGCUGUUACCACUGCCUCAGUCAAAGUCAAAUCUAAAACCUCAAUAUUAUUAGAAACACAACAUCCAGAAGGUCUUGAGAAGAUCCAGGAGCUAGAAACUGCCAAAACUUGGACUGGCCCAGAGGAACCAGCAAGAGUUUUUGAGAAGCCAGUGUUUACCAUGCCUCUCACUGGUCCUCAAGAGCUUGUUGAGGGACAACCUGCUCACUUUGAAUGCCGUGUUGUACCUGUUGGUGAUUCUAAUCUGAAAUUUGAGUGGUAUGUGAAUGGAGUGGAACUGAAGACAGGUACCAGGAUCCAAGAGACUCAUGACUUUGGGUUAGUGUGCCUUAAUGUUAUGUCUACAAUCCCUGAAGAUUCAGGAGUGUACAUGUGUAAAGCAAUAAACUUAGCAGGUGAAGCUGUCACCACAACUUCCAUCAAAGUGAAAAGUCGUCAGAAAAUUCUUGAUGAAAGCCAACAUCCUGAAGCUCACAGAAAAACCCAAAAGUUUGAGCUUGAUUCAUCUCGUAUUCCAGAAAUUUGGUGGGAUGCUGGCCCUGCUACAAGACCUGUUUUUACAAAGCACUUGAUUAACCAAGAAAAACUGAUAGAAGGGCAAAAUGUCCAUCUUGAAGCGAGGUUAGAGCCUGCAAAUGAUGAGAAACUGAUAGUGGAAUGGUAUAAAAACAGCAAAGCCAUAAUACCAGGCACAAGAAUAAAAACAACAUUUGACUUUGGUUUUGUAUCACUGGACAUCAGUGGAAUACGGCCUGAUGAUUCUGGUAUUUAUACUUGCCGAGCAGUGAAUGAAGCUGGAGAAGCUAUUUCAACUUGCACUAUCAAGGUUGAAGGUCGUGAAGGAGUCUUACUUGGAAGCCAACAUCCAGAAAGCCUCCAGAAGAUCCAACAGUUGGAAACUAGUAUCAUGCGUGAACCUGAGUUCAUGGAGCCAUUGUAUGAAAUUCCUGUAUUUACAACACACUUAAACAAUCUGGAGCUUAGAGAAGGAGAAUCAGCACAUUUCCAGUGUCAAGUGGAACCAGCAAAAGAUCCAACUCUCACCAUUGAUUUUCUAGUCAAUGGAAAACCUCUUCCAGCAGCUGCAAAAUUCAUGGUUAAAAAAGACUUUGGCUUUGUUAUGCUGGAUAUUUCUUGUGUCUACACUGGAGAUGCUGGUAUUUACACAUGCCGAGCUACCAAUAGCAAAGGCCAAGCUGUCACUACAGGCUCGCUAAAAGUUCAUGGUAAAGAAGACAUUAUCUAUGGAACUCAACAUCCUAUGGGUGAAAUUGGGUUAUCUCGAGUACAGCAAGUGGAAGAAGCUUACCUUAGCAGAUACCAGGUACCGAUGGAAGAGGUAGAGCAAGUGUUUCCGAAGCCCGUGUUUGUUGAGCCAUUACAAGCCAACUUCAAUGUGAAUGAAGGAGAAAGGCUUCAACUUCAGUGUCGUUAUGAGCCCUCUGCUGAUCCUAAACUUGUAAUUGAAUGGUUCUUUAAUGGAAAACCUUUAGAACUAGCAUCUCGCUUCACAAGUACCAGCGAUUUUGGACAAGUCACUCUAGCAGUAUCAGACCUCUGGCCAAGAGACUCUGGUGUUUAUACAUGCCGUGCGCAUAACAAUGCAGGUGAAGCCUUCACUUCAACAACCAUUCAGUGUAUUGGGAAAAGCUUUAUCUAUGAAGGAACACUCCAUCCUGAGGGAGAACGAGGACUUGAGAAGAUCCAGGAUCUGGAGGAGUCUCUGGCUAGAUUACCUGAAAGAGCACUUUCUGUGGAAGAAGGCCACUCUCCUGUCUUUACCUCUCAGUUCCAGAACUUAACUAACCUCAGUGAGGGAGACAUUGCUCACUUUGAGGCAACACUAACACCAGCAAGUGAUCAAACUAUGGUCGUGGAAUGGUUUUUCAAUGAAAAGCCCCUUAAAGCUGGCCAUCGUAUCCGCACAGUCCAUGCUUUUGGUAUGGUAGUUUUAGAAAUCCUAGGUGUCAUUGCUGAGGAUACAGGAAGGUACACUUGUCGAGCAACCAACAAGUGGGGAAAAGCUGAAAUCACUGUUGUCUUGGAGACUGUUGAUCGUUCUCGGGGACAGAAACCUCAUUUUACCACCCAGUUACAGAGUAUUAUGGGAUUGAAAGAAGGUGACAGUGCACACUUUGAAUGUACUCUAGUACCAGUUGGUGAUUCUGCCAUGAAAAUAGAAUGGUUUCACAAUGGGCAACCCCUCAGAGACAGUUCCCGUAUCAAGACCAUUAGUGACUUUGGUUAUGUGGUGAUGGAUAUUUCAUUUGUCCAUGUUGAAGAUGCAGGGGAGUACAUCUGUGUAGCCACUAAUAAGUAUGGCUCUGACACCACUCGGUGCUUCCUUGAAUGUGCUGGUCAUGGCAAAAUUUUCAGAGAUUCCUUACAACCACAGAGCUUAGAGAAGAUUGCAGCAUUGGAAGGUUACUCUCGUUAUCAGACAACUGUGCUAAAGGAGCCAUUGAUUAACGAACCUCCCAAGUUCCAUAGUCAGAUUCAACCUUUAGUCAACUUAGUUGAAGGACAAAGUGCUCACUUUGAAGCACAACUGACUCCAUUAAAUGACCCCAACUUAAAGGUUGAGUGGUUCUUCAAUGGUCAGCCUCUUAGGCAUGGCCACCGCUUCAGAACUUUCCAUGAUUUUGGAAUUGUCAUUUUGGACAUUCUUUACUGCUAUGGUGAAGACAGUGGAGAGUAUAUGUGUAGAGCAACAAACCGUUUAGGCACUGAUGUCACUAAAACAAUGCUCAAGUGUAGAUCUAAAAGUUCUUUGAUCCUGGAACCACAGCUGCCUCCAGAAAUGUCUGGUGGUACUGAAAGAAUUAUUGAACUUGAAGAAGCUUUGCAUCGUUCUCGAAUGGAAAUAUCAGAAGAAGUUGUUCGGGAAGCUCCUCGAUUUACAAAACCAUUGGAUAACCUGACAAACAUACGAGAAGGAGAGAAUGCUCACUUUGAUGCUCGACUCACACCAACUGAUGAUUCUGAUCUUACCCUGGAUUGGUUUAAAGAUGGAAAACCACUUCGUGCAGGGACUCGGAUACGCACCAUUCAUGAUUUUGGCUUUGUAGUUCUUGAAAUAAGCCCAGUGUAUCCAGAAGACAGUGGUAUUUACUCCUGUCGUGCUAUCAACAGGCUUGGUGAAGCAGUCACCACAUGUACUAUGAAAUGUGAAGGGAAACGAGGCAUAAUACUGGAAACUCAGUUGCCAGAAGGUAUGGAAACCGGUAUGGAAAAAAUGGCUAGGUUUGAAGAUAUAUCAAGUAGCCGUGUAACAGAAACAUGGAUGGAUAUUGAUGUUGCACAAGCUCCUAAGUUCACUACCAAACCCCAGGACAUUUCCCUCCCUGAAAACUCUCUGGCUCACUUUGAAUGUCGGUUAACACCAGUUGGAGACCCAACUAUGAAAGUUGAAUGGUUCCACAAUGGAAAACCACUUAUCACAGGAACAAGAAUCAGAACAAUCAGUGACUUUGGCUUUGUGAUCUUGGAAAUUGCUGGUGUCUACCAACGAGAUAUUGGAGUAUAUACGUGUAAAGCUAUGAACAGAGUUGGAGAAGCUACUGUUUCAGCAUCCUUAAAUGUAAAAAGCAAAGCCUCUAUUAUUCUGGAACCACAACUUCCUGAAGACUUCCGAUCUGGAACAGCAACCUUGCAGCGUCUGGAAGAAGCUCUUUAUCAAACAAGAGAGGCUGUCAUACCUGAAGAAAAGCUACAACCUCCUCGAUUCGUUACACACAUCCGAGAUGUACCAAACAAGGCUGAAGGAGACUCAGCUCACUUUGAGUGUAGGCUAGAGCCACAAGGAGACCCAACACUCACAGUUGAAUGGUAUCACAAUGGAAAGCCACUUAUAACAGGUUCUCGAGUUCACACCAUAAAUGACUUUGGUUUUGUUGUGCUGGAGAUUGAUUGGUUGUUUCCACGAGAUGCUGGUGAAUAUGUUUGUCGAGCCACUAAUAAGUGUGGAACUGACUCUACAAAAGCGGUGCUGAAAGUUAAAAGUAAACGGGAUAUCAUCAUGGAAAGCCAGCUCCCUGAAGGUAUGUCUGCUGACAAACUACGGGAACUAGAAUAUCCACCCAUGCUGGAGGAACCUGUGGAAGAGAUUACUCUUCAACCUCCUCACUUUAUCACACAUAUCCAACCUCAGGAGAAUCUAAAUGAAGGAGACAGUGCUCACUUUGAAUGUCGCCUUGAACCCAUCAAUGACCCUAAGCUUCGAGUAGAAUGGUACCACAAUGGCCAGCCUUUACGCUCUGGUCAUAAAUUUAAGACAACCCAUGACUUUGGCUUUGUAGCACUGGAUGUGCUUUAUGUUUACCCUGAAGAUUGUGGCGAGUAUAUGGCAAGAGCUUUUAAUGAUCUUGGAGAAGAUAUUACAAAAACUACUUUGAAGUGUAAAGGCAAACCAUCCCUUAUCUAUCGAACCCAGCUGCCUAAAGAGAUGGAAGGUGGUGUUCAAAAAAUAGCAGAAAUGGAAGCUGCUUGGCAAAGGGUUGAUGACAUAGAAGAAAUGCCUCAAGAGAAAACAGCACCCAUGUUUGUAAUGAAACCAGAACCACAAGUAGUGCUGGAAGGUGACUGGGCCAAAUUUCAGUGCAGAGUAACAGGAAAUCCUCGUCCUCGAUUGAUGUGGAUCUUGAAUGGACAAACUGUUGUCAAUGGAUCCCGAUAUAGGUUGACAUAUGAUGGUAUUUUCCACCUUGACAUUCCUAAGAGCAGACAAUAUGAUCAAGGAAAAGUUGAGGUCAUUGCACGUAAUGCUUUAGGUCAGGCUUACUGCUGGACAACCCUGGAAGUCAAACCACGGUUUGAUGAUUAUCGUGCGGUCUUGAAACAUUCUCCUAAACCUUGGUAUGAUUCAGAAGUAAAACGUUAUCAAAAAGACCGAAAAGAAACUGAACUUCACAAAGUUUUUGAAGAGAAACUAACACCUGGUGGAACUAAAGUAGACAUCUGGAAGACACGCGAGGCUGAAGGUGAACGAGUAAAAGUAAAACAGAGAUUAGAAGAAGAUACAAAGAAGAUGCAGCCUGAGGUUAAGAAAUACAAAACUGAUGCAUUUGACGUUGACAGUACCACAGGUGAAAAGAGAGUAGAGCAACAACCUCGGGUACCCUGGAUCACCAAAACAUAUAAAGACAAAGUAGAUCAUACAGUUCAGCCUCCUAUCUUUCCUGAAACAGUGGUUCAUGGCAAAGAGGUACACGUAUCUAAGCAAAAACAAACUCAGUUGGAGAUGAAGGGACAAUGGGAGGUGACUCGUCACACAACUUUGACAGAAACUAUGGAACAAGAACACAAGGGUGUCACUCAGGAGAGGAAAGUCAUAGGCUUAGUGCCUGAAACAAAACCUCCAAUAUUUACCAAGAAAAUUCAACCCUGCCGAGCAUUUGAGGGAGAAAUUGCCCAAUUUGAAUGUACUUUUACUGGUACCCCAAUUCCAACCAUCACUUGGUACAGGGAGAACUUCCCCAUCACCUCUUCUCAGGACUUCAUGGUCAAUACAACUGACAAUACUUCCACACUUACAAUUCGGGAAGUCUAUUUAGAAGACAGUGGCAUAUUCAGUGUUAAGGCAGAAAAUAGAGGAGGCACUGCUAAAUCAUCUAGCAAUUUGGUGGUUGAAGAGAGGAAAGAGGAAAAAAGGGGCCUUGUACCUCCAAGUUUCACUAAAACACUCCAGGAAUCCUCUGCCAAGUCUGGUCAGUUGGUACGGCUAGAUGCUCGUGUUUUUGGAUCCAAACCAUUAGACAUAUACUGGCUAAAGAAUGGAAAGAAAGUGCUUCCUGACAUAACCCACAAGAUGCUAGAAGAAGAGGAUUUGUGCACACUAUUAAUUCUCGAAGCUGCUCCUGAAGAUACUGGUACUUAUGAGUGUGUAGCUCUCAAUAAAGCAGGAGAAGCUCGCUGCCAAGCCCAAGUAAACGUUGAAGCUACUGUUCCUAAAGAUAAACCCAUUUCACCAAAAGAGGCACCAAAAGAAGUCAAAGCACCUGAACUCUUGGAGCCAUUAAAACCUGUAACAGUGAACGAAGGACAGCCAGCAGUUUUUAAAUGUCGGAUCUCGGGAUCACCAGCACCACGAGGAAAGUGGUUCCGAGGAGAUACCUUGAUCAAACAGUCUCGCUACUUUUGCAUGUCAGUUGAGAAAGAUGUCUACUCUCUGCGGAUCUCUGAAGCUUUUCCAGAAGACAAGGGUGUCUAUAAAUGUGUAGCUGCUAAUUCUACCGGGACAGUUUCCACAAGUGCUAACUUAAACGUUAUUGCUCCAGAAGUGGUAGAAGUUCCUCCAUCCUUAAGUCCACUAGCUGACCUCACAAUACCUGAAGGAUCCCCAGCAAGGUUUGUUACAAGUGUAACUGGAGUUCCUACUCCUCAGAUUGUCUGGUAUAAAGAAGGGACCAUGAUCAAGCCAUCAAGAGAUUUUCAGAUGGCUCAAGACACUGGUUCAUGUUCACUGGUAAUUCGACAAACUUAUCCAGAAGACGAGGGCGUCUAUAUCUGCAGAGCCACCAAUACCAGUGGGCAAGCAGAAACUUCUGCUCGUUUGACAGUUGAAAAAAAACCAUCUCAACCUGAAGAGAUGAAAGCUCCAGGUGUGACAAAAGCACCCACUGCUCCUAAAGAACCUUUCUGGAAACAAAAGGAAAAGAAGAAGCUCCCAGCAGAUGAACAGGCCAUCCCACCUAAAUUUAUCAAGAAACUAAAGCCACUAACGGUUAACGAGGGGAAAAAGGUUAUAUUUGAGUGUAAGGUGGAGGGGUACCCUCCACCAGAACUCACCUGGUAUUUUAAUGAACGUCCAGUACAGCCGUCAAAGGACUUCAAGAUGACCCAUAAGAAAGAUGGCACGGCGAUGAUGGAAGUUAAACAAGUGAGUCCCGAUGACUCUGGAACGUAUACCUGUAAGGCAAUCAAUAAAGCAGGGGAAGACACAACUACCUCUGAACUUACUGUCAAAGAAAAAGGUGCUCCACCCAAGGUCCUUAAACCUUUAAAGCCAACGUCAGCAACAGAGGGCAAGCAGACGACCAUACAAUGUGUAGUAAAGGGAACUCCACCUCUGGACAUCAAAUGGUUUCACGAAAAACGCGAGAUCCAGCCAUCACGGGACUUUCAACCACAGUAUAACCCAGAAACAGGAGUGGCUACUUUGACGAUCCAAGAAGUAUUUCCAGAUGACCAAGGAAACUACACCUGCAAAGCCACUAAUCCGUUUGGAACGGACCAGACAGUAGCGCCACUAAUCGUCUCAGAAGAUAUAGAAUUUAUAGAGAAGCUCGAGCUCCAGAAUCCACCCCAGUUCACUAAACCUCUCCAGCCAAUAACAGCACCUGGAGGAGAACCAGUAGAAAUGAGUGUUGAAGUUAUUGGGACCCCUGAGCCUACAAUAACAUGGUUCUACAAUGGGAAAGAGCUCAAACCUACCCGUGAUUUUCAAUUAAAGACAGAGGGCACUAAGUCCACUUUGCUAAUUGUUGAGGUGUUUCCAGAGGACGCAGGGACGUACGAGGUUCGAGCUAAAAACACAGCAGGUCAAGCCACAACCAUAUCCAAUCUUACAGUAGUUACCGAGGAAGAAGUCCCCAAAAAGCCACCCAAACCACCAACGUUCACCAAACCUCUCCAGUCUCAGCUUGUCCCGGAAGGAGAACCUGUGGUGAUGGACGCAGAAGUUACAGCUGAGCCGGAAGCAACCUUCACUUGGCUCGCAAAUAAGCGACCAAUCAAACCGUCCAGAGACUUUCAGGUCACAAGCGAACACAACCGUACUACUCUCGUCAUCAACGAGGUAUUCCAUGAUGAUGGAGGAGAAUACACCUGUAAAGCAGAGAACGAAGCUGGAACAUCUACUUCCACAGCCACAUUGACUAUAGAGAGUGAACCUGAAGAAGACAACGAAGCACCACAGUUUGUAGUUCAACUUACUCCUCAGACCGUGAUGGAUGGAGAAGAGGCUAAACUCUUUUGCUACGUGACCGGAAAACCAACCCCUAAAAUCACAUGGUACCACAGUGAUAGAGAGGUAAAGGAGAACAAGGAUGUCUGGACUACUGUGCGUAAGGAUGGCUACUGUGAACUCUUUAUUUCCGAGGUUUUCCCAGAAGACAUGGGGGAAUAUAUUUGUAAAGCUGUGAAUAAAGCAGGAGAAGCAAUUACUAGAUCGACACUAAAUGUUGACUCUUUUGAAUACAUCCCAGACUCUGAGAUUGCUUCUAUCAGCAUGGACAAAGCUUCUGACGCCACCCUUCAAAGCGAAGAGGAACUUCCAGAAGAGACAGCAGAGCAUCCAGUCGAAAAGAUUUCUCCACCACCGCCCACUUCAGUGACCAAGAAGGACGUUCCCUUGAAGAAACAGGAACCUAGAACCGAACCAGGAAUUGCACCCAAGUUUGUUACUAAACUAACUGAAACAGAAUCUCGACCCGGCCAUCCAGUCAGGUUGGAAUGCAAGGCCACAGGGACUCCACGACCCAAAAUUACCUGGUAUCGUCAUGGUAAGAUAUUAAAGCAUUCACCACAGUACCAGUUGGACUACCAACCGAACGGCACCUGUACUCUCGUAAUCUCACGUUGUGUUUUAGAAGACACGGGCGAAUAUCUUUGUGAAGCCAUGAAUCGUAACGGCGUUGACGUCACUACAUCUAAGGUUACAGUUCAGGAAUACAAACCUAAGCCUCCUGUUCGAGUUGAAACCAAGAAGAUAGAAGAAGAAAAACCUCAACCGCCAUCUUUCGAAACAACUCUCAAUGACUUAUUUGUAAAAACCCCUGGCGGAAAAGCAACAUUUGAGUGCUUUGUUCGAGGGAAGCCUAAACCGGAAGUUACUUGGUAUCACAAUGAAAAGAAGAUUGAUUCUACUAGCAAGAAAUACACAAUUAUAAACCAGGAAGAUCGAAGUACUCUACACGUCACCAAAGUCACUAAUGAAGUCGGUGGGCGAUACACGUGCCAUCUGGUGAACGUACUUGGCCAACAAACUUCUACGGCUUAUCUCUACGUUGGAGUUACAAAAGAAGAGCAUGAAGCAAAAAUCCGGGAAGAAAAACUAAAGGAAGAGGCAACGAAAGAACUCGAAAAAGUGAAACCAGUCACAAAGAAGCUUGAUGUUUCUUUCACAACAAAAGAAUCUGUCUCUAUGAUGGAAACUCGCACAGAAAGUAUGACACGAACUUUAAGAAUGGAGAAAGAUGUAAUAGAACGACGUCCUGGGGUAAUAUUUUCGACACAAGAUCAUAUUGGAGUAGAACAAAUUGAGACUGAAGAACGUCCAAAAGGUAUUAAGCCAUUUAAACCCAAGGAGUUUAAAGCCGAAGAGAAAAAAAUGGAAAAACCUACCCUGAAAAAAAUAAUAAUAACGCCUAAACCCGAAACAGGUAAACCUAAAAAGCCAGAAGAAGAAAAACCAAGAGAACUAAUACCGAGGUUUGCACCUGGUAGAGUACGUGAAGAAAAGCCAGAAGAUACGGUGGAAAGUAAAUCAUUAAUAUCAUUAAAAAAGCGGGAUGUUAUUUAUAAACCGAAACCAAAGGAGGAAUUUGUAGACGUAACAGACUCAACUGUAGAGGAAUCAAGAAAAAUAACAGUAACAACAGGAAUGAAGAAAACAACUGAACAAACGACAGAAAUAUCAAAGACAACGCCUGGUUUAAAAGAAAUCAUUAUUGAAAAAAGACCUAUAGAGGAGAGAAAAAUCACUUUAGAAAGUAUUGAAAUACCGAAACUUGAAGUAGACAGCAAACAGAAGAGAGAGAUUACUUUGGAGAGCAAAGAAACAAUUAAGCCAAAAGAAGAAAAGGAGAAGCCAGUGAAACAAAAAUUUAUCCCCGAAGAAAAACCAAAAGAAGAAAAACCUGAAACAGUUGAAACGAAGUUCACUCUAAAGAAGAAAGAAAGAGAAAAACCAAAAAGGAAACCGGAAAAAGAUAUUCCAAAGGAGAUAAAGGAGGAUAAAACUAUAUUAGAAGAACAAAGAGUUGUGACGGUUGAGAGCAAGAAAAAGCUCACAAAAGAAGAAGUAGAAACAAAAGAUGUAGUCAAGAAACCAGAAGACAUUAGAAAAGCGCCCGAACUUAAAGAAAUAAUGAUUGAAAGAAAACCUAUUGAGAAGGACAGAGAAAUUAAGUUAGAGAGUCGUGAAAUACCAGACAUAGAAGUAAAGGAAGAUAAGAAACGAGUAAUAACUAUAGAUAGCAAAGAACUUCCUAAGCCUAAAGAAGAAGUUAAACCAAAAAAGGUAACAAAAGAAGAACCAAAAGAAGAAAAACCUGAAACAGUUGAAACGAAGUUGUUUCCAAAGAAAAAAGAGGAAGUGAAACCAAAAAAGAAACCAGAAAAGGAUAUUCCAAAGGAAAUAAAGGAGGUUAAACCUAUAGAACAAAGAGUUGUAACUGUUGAGAGCAAGAAAAUGUUCACAAAAGAAGAAAUAGAAAUAAAAGAUGUAGUCAAGAAACCAGAAGACAUUAGAAAAGCGCCCGAACUUAAAGAAAUAAUGAUUGAAAGAAAACCUACUGAGAAGGACAGAGAAAUUAAGUUAGAGAGUCGUGAAAUACCAGAUGUAGAAGUAAAGGAAGAUAAAAAACGAGUAAUAACUUUAGAUAGCAAAGAACUUCCUAAGCCUAAAGAAGAAGUUAAGCCAAAAAUGGUAACAAAAGAAAAACCAAAAGAAGAUAAAACUGACAUUUCUGAAAUUAAAAUGAAAAUUUCUACAAAAGAAAUAGCAAAACCAGACGAAAAACCCAAACUAAAAUCCCUAAAAGAACCAAAAACAGUGAAAGCGGAGGAGAAAAAGAUGGAAAUAGAAAGUAAAGUGGCAUGGAAAAAAGUAGAAAAAAUUGAUAAAACUCCAAAAGAAUCGGUGAUAAAGGAAAUUAAACCUGAAGAACAACAUGAAGUAACAUUAGCAGCUCGUCAAAUUCCAGAAAUAGAAGUGAAACCACAAAAGAAGACAGAUGUUACAGUGGAGAGUAAAGGGACUCCUAAGCAAAAAGAAGAAAGAGUGGAAUUAAAACCAACAAGAGUAUCAAAAGAAACACUGCAGGAUGUACAAUUGCUAGAAGCAACGAAGGUAACGUUAAAAGGGAUAAAAAAGCGAGAAGAAACGAAGCCAGAAGAAAAGCCUAAACCAUUGGAGGAAAAACUAGACGAAACAACAGAAAUUACAUUAGAAACCAAACGUCGUGCAAAACCAGAAACCAAAAAGCCCGAAGUAAAACCUGAAAUCAAAAUAGAAACUACAGAUCUGCCAAAACCAAAAGAAGAAAAACUGAAGAUUACAUUAGAAACUCGAGAAUAUCCAGAAGUUGAAGUUACAUCUCAGGAAAAACGAGAGAUUUCUAUAGACACUAAAGAAAUGAAGCCACGAAAAGUAGGUGAGACACAAGAGGAAACUAAGAUGAGCUUACAAGAAAGUAUUGCCGGUAUUUCUAUUAUUAGGAAACCUGAAAGUAAACCCAAACCAACACCAUCCCCAAAACGAGAUGAAAAAACUGAGACAAUUGAAAGUACAGAAAAACUAGAAAGAAAAUCUGAAAUAUUUUUAGAAAGCAAAAAAGUACCAAAGCCUAAGCCAGAGCAGGUUCCCAAGCCUAAGGAAACACGACAGGAACUUGAAAUGACAAUCAAGAGGAGAAAAGAUAUCGAACAGAAACCAAAAGAAAGGACAGAAACUGGUUUAAUUAUAACUGAAGAAGCCAAAGUAGAGGAAAGACCUGAAGAGCAAGUGGAACAGAUGCCACCAUUUACAAGAGAAUCUUUCAUGGCUAAGCAAGAUAUUUUAACUAAAGAAAGUGUUUCAGUAAUGGAAGUAACUUCAGAAUCAAGAGUGACAAUGAUGACUACAGAAGAAAGGCAUUAUCAAACAGCAAGUCUUAGGACCAGGUUUGCUCCAAGGCAAACGGUUAUCAUUUCGGAAAUUGGCACUGAACAAAUUCCAGCAGAACUGAAACCAGAAAAACCUGGUGAUGUACAUGCAAUAGUCGAGUUUCCAGAGAGUGAGUAUGUUAGUGUGUAUGAAACAAAACCCGAAGAAAAGACUGAGACGUUUGCUCCAGGUGUUACUCCAGGUCAGGUUUCAGCCCAAAAGAAGUUCACACCACAAGAAUCAGUAACAAUAGAAGAGGUCACAACAGAAAUGAAGACUGAGGAAUUAAAGCCUGAAAAGAAAAUACCAGAAAAGCAUGCUGUUAUGGAUCUCACUUCACAUGAGUCAUACGAAAUUUCGCAUGUUACAUCUGAAGAAAAGCCAGGAGAAUUUGCACCAGGAUAUCUUCCUGGAGAGGUAAAAGCUGGAGUUCACUGGACACCAAAAGAAUCUUAUGCUGUCUCUGAAGUUAUAACAGAAGGAAAGUCAAAAGAAUUCACAACUGGUGAAACACCAUUCAGUUUCAAGGCUACACAGCAGAUUACAUCGAAAGAAUCCCUCUCUGUUUCUCACGUAGUUACAGAAACAAGAACAGAGGAACUUCAAUCAAUACCAAUACCAGAAAGUAAAAACAUUGGAUUCCAGGUAACUCCUCAAGAAACAUUUACAGUUUCUGAAGUGACACUGGAAAGUAAACCUUCAGAAUUUGCUCCAGGACAAGCACCAUUCACCCAGAAAGCAAAAACAGAAUUUACUUCCAAGGAAACUAUCUCUGUGUCUGAAGUCACAACCGAACAGAUUACAAAAGAAUUAUCACCAGACAAGAAGCCAAAGGUUCAGUCUCUUCAACCAGAAAUUCUAACACAGGAAUCUAUGGCUGUAUCUGAAACAACAACACAGAUGAAAGCUUCCGAAUUUGCUGCAGGAGAACUUCCUAAUCAGGUGACAGCAAAAGUUGAUUACUCACCAAGAGAAUCACUAUCAAUACAAGAAGUUCAACACGAAGAAAAAUCAAAGGAACUUACCGUUGAAAAGCCCCAAGAAAAUAAGGCUUUGCUUGAUAUCACUACUAAAACGUCCCUUAUUGUUUCGGAAGUUAGUAGUGAAAUGAAACCCAAAGAAUUUACCCGAGGAGAAUCGCCUCAUCAGAAGAAAGCUGAAAUGACUGUUGCACCAGAAGAGUCAGUAGCUGUAUCUGAAGUAACAUCAGAAUUUAAACCGGAAGAGUUUGUAAUGCCAGAAGCACCUAAAAAAGGCAUUGCUGACGUCAGUUUUGCUCCACAAGAAUCAGUAUCUGUUUCUGAAAUCACCACAGAAUCAAAGCCAAAAGAAUUUGCUCCAGGGCAGGCACCCUUUUCGCAACAAGCCACGGCAGAAUUUACUUCAAAGGAAACCGUGUCUGUGUCUGAGGUAACAGCAGAACAAAUUACUAAAGAAUUAUCACCAGUGAUAAUACCCAAAGAACAAUCACUUCAACCCAAAAUUUUAACACAGAAAUCCAUGUCUGUGUCUGAAACAACAACUCACAUGAAAGCUUCCGAGUUCGCCCCAGGAGAACUUCCUAAUCAAGUGACAGCAAAGAUUGAUUACUCACCAAGAGAAUCUCUGUCGAUACAAGAAGUUCAUCAUGAAGAAAAAUCGAAGGAACUUACUCUUGAAAAGCCCGAAGAAAAGAAAGCUCAAUUGGAUAUCACUCCAAAAACCUCUUUUACAGUAUCAGAGGUUAGUAGUGAAAUGAAACCAAAGGAGUUUAUACCAGGAGAGUCUCCACUUCAAAAGAAAGCUGAAAUGACUGUUGCCCCUGAAGAAUCUGUAGCUGUGUCUGAAGUGACUUCAGAAAUUAAACCAGAAGAGUUUAUGACUCCUCAAGCACCUAAAAAAGGAACUGCUGAAGUAAGUUUUGCACCUCGAGAAUCAGUAACUGUUUCCGAAAUCACUGCAGAAUCAAAGCCAAAAGAAUUUGCCCCAGGGCAAGCACCAUUUACACAAAAAGCAAAAGCAGAAUUUACUUCAAAGGAAACUGUUUCGGUGUCCGAAGUUACAACUGAGCAAAUUACUAAAGAACUAGCACCAGAGAUAAAACCCAUAGAACAGUCGCUUCAGCCAGAACUUCUAACUCAAGAAUCCAUGGCUGUGUCUGAAACAACAACGCAGAUGAAAGCUUCCGAAUUUGCCCCAGGAGAACUUCCUAAUCAGGUGACAGCAAAGAUUGGUUACUCACCAAAAGAAUCUCUGUUUGUACAAGAAGUCCAACAUGAGGAAAAGUCAAAGGAAUUUACUCUUGAGAAACCUGAUGAAAAGAAAGCACAACUGGAUAUCACUCCAAAAACCUCUCUUACAGUAUCAGAGGUUAGUAGUGAAAUGAAACCAAAGGAGUUUAUACCAGGAGAGUCUCCACUUCAAAAGAAAGCUGAAAUGACUGUUGCUCCCGAAGAAUCUGUAGCUGUGUCUGAGGUAACUUCAGAAAUUAAACCAGAAGAGUUUGUAACGCCUCAAGCACCUAAGAAAGGUAUUGCUGAAGUAAGAUUUGCACCUAGAGAAUCAGUAACUGUUUCUGAAAUAAUAACCGAAACAAAACCAAAAGAAUUUGCUCCAGGACAGGCACCAUUUACACAGAAAGCAAAAACAGAAUUUACUUCAAAAGAAACUGUUUCAGUAUCUGAAAUUACAACUGAACAAGUCACGGAAGAAUUAGCACCAGAGAUAAAGCCCAUAGAAAAGUCACUUCAACCAGAACUUCUAGUAGAAGAGUCUAUGGCCGUGUCUGAAACAACGACGCAAAUGAAAGCAUCUGAAUUCGCCCCAGGUGAACUGCCUAAUCAAGUUACAGCAAAGAUUGAUUACUCACCAAGAGAAUCUCUAUCCGUGCAAGAAGUCCAACAUGAGGAAAAGUCAAAGGAACUUACUAUCGAAAAACCGGAAGAAAAAAAGGCUCAACUUGACAUCACUUCAAAGAGAUCUUUUAUAGUAUCUGAAGUUAGCAGUGAAAUGACACCAAAAGAGUUUAUUCCAGGUGAGUCCCCACAUGAGAAGAAAGCGGAAAUGACUGUAGCACCUGAAGAAUCUGUAGCUGUGUCUGAGGUGACUUCAGAAAUUAAACCAGAAGAGUUUGUAAUGCCUCAAGCACCUAAGAAAGGUAUUGCUGAAGUAAGUUUUGCACCUCGAGAAUCAGUAACUGUUUCUGAAAUAACAACAGAAACAAAGCCAAAAGAAUUUGCUCCAGGACAGGCACCAUUUACACAGAAAGCAAAAGCAGAAUUUACAUCAAAAGAAACUGUUUCAGUAUCUGAAAUUACAACUGAACAAGUCACGGAAGAAUUAGCACCAGAGAUAAAACCGAAAGAGCAAACACUUAUGCUACAGAUUUUAACACAAGAAUCAAUGGCUGUGUCUGAAACUACAACACAGAUGAAAGCAUCUGAAUUUGCCCCAGGUGAACUUCCUAAUCAAGUUACGGCAAAGGUUGAUUACUCACCAAGAGAAUCUCUGUCCGUGCAAGAAGUCCAACAUGAGGAAAAGUCAAAGGAACUUACUGUCGAAAAACCGGAAGAAAAAAAGGCUCAGCUUGACAUAACUUCAAGGAGAUCCUUUAUAGUAUCUGAAGUUAGCAGUGAAAUGACACCAAAAGAGUUUAUACCAGGAGAGUCUCCACUUCAAAAGAAAGCUGAAAUGACUGUUGCCCCCGAAGAAUCUGUAGCUGUGUCUGAGUCUGAAAUAACAACAGAAACAAAGCCAAAAGAAUUUGCUCCAGGACAGGCACCAUUUACACAGAAAGCAAAAACAGAAUUUACUUCAAAAGAAACCAUUUCAGUGUCUGAAAUUACAACCGAACAGUUAACAAAAGAGUUAGCACCAGAGAAAAAACCCAAAGAACAAUCACUUAAGCCAGAAAUUUUAACACAAGAAUCCAUGGCUGUGUCCGAAAUCACAACAGAAAUGAAAGCUUCUGAAUUUACAGCGGGAGAACUUCCUCGACAGGUUACAGCAAAGAUUGGCUACUCUCCGAAAGAAUCUCUCUCUGUAGAACAAGUUCAACAUGAGGAGAAGUCAAAGGAAUUAAUUGUUGAAAAACCUAAAGAGAAAAAAGCUCAAUUUGAUAUCACCCCAAAGACAUCUUUUUCUGUGUCUGAGGUUAGCAGUGAAAUGAAACCAAAGGAAUUUAUUCCAGGAGAAUCUCCUCACCAGAAGAAAGCUGAAAUUACCAUGGCCCCAGAAGAGUCAUUAGCCGUGUCUGAAGUGACAUCUGAAAUGAAACCAGAAGAAUUAGUGACGCCGCAAGCACCUAAGGAAGGCAUUGCUGAAGUCAGUUUUGCAUCUAGAGAAUCUGUAGCUGUUUCUGAAGUAACACCAGAAACGAAGCCAAAAGAAUUUGCUCCAGGGAAAACUCCCUUUGGAGUAACAGCUCAGAUGGAAAUUCUGACAAAAGAACACGUGGCAGUGUCUCAUGUUACCGUACAGUCAACCACUCAAGAAAUAGUUGAGACAGAACGACUUGACAUACGGCAGGCGGAUCUAACUUUGGCACCGCAGCAUACAGUCAGUGUGUCUCAAGUGCAACCACAGGAGAAACCUAGGGAGCUGAAAACUCACGAAUUACCUGACAGUCGCACCGUAAAAAUCACUCUUCUGUCUGAACAGGUAGCUCAAGUUUUCCAAGUUCAAGCUGAGGGUGGAGUAGAAACAUUGGAACUAGGUAAACUACCUUGGGCUCGUACCGCUGCUCCAGGAGUCACAGAAAUGCCCUCCGUUCAGGUUUCGGAAGUGACACCUGAGCACGGAUUGGGUGAGAUGACAGAGACUAAGCCAUUAGAAAUAAGACUGAAAGAAAUUCCUGUGGAAGAGCUUCCGAGGGCUUAUCAAGAAGAAGCGGCCGAAGUACUUGAAUGGCCCCGAGAGGACUCCGAGAAAAUUCUCAUAGGAGAAGAAGAAACGGCUGUAGCAAUGAAAGAAGAAGAUCUUCACACAAAAGCCAAACCAGUAGAAAAGCAGGCCAAGGUAAUUUUACCAGAAAGUCAAUCAAUUAUGGUUGAAGAGCUAUCGACUGGUGGCAUCCCAGCAAAUAUGAAACCUGAUGUCAAACCUGAUGAACACAGAGCAGAAACUGAAGUUAUUCUACAGCAGUCUGUUGUUGUGGCAGAAACAGAACUGAGCUACAGAGAAACUGAGCUUUCUAUAGACACCCCGAAGUUACAAGAGGCAAGCAAAAUAUUACCCCAGGAACAAGCUGUAUGGGUUGCAGAAGUAGAAGCUGCAAGCAAAGAGGAGGAUUUGAAAUCAGAUAUCUUACCAAAAUGGCAUCAAGCAGAUAUGACACUAUCACCUGAGGAAGCUCUCACGGUAUCUGAAGUAACAAGCAUAGACAAAUCUUCAGAGUUAGCAAUAGUUAAAGCACCAAAAACAGAUGAAGCAAAUGUGUCAGUUUCUGUUCAAGAAACAUUUGAAGUAACAGAAAUUCAGAUCCCUGAAAGUGAAACUAUUAUGCAGCCAGAUGAUAAACCACAUGGAAAGACAGCAAAACCGAUUUUAUCUCUUGAAAAGUACCUUGAAGUUUCUGAAGUCACUGCAGCUGCUUAUCAUGAAGAACUCAAACCAGAUCUAACACCAGCAAGUAAGACAGCCUUUGUAGAUUUUACUUUCCGAGAAAGCCUAUUGGUUUCACAAGUAACAUCAGGUUCUUCUGAAGAGUCAUUAAUUCCUAAGGAGACACCAAAAGAACACUUUGUUUCGACUGAUAUUUCACAGCAAGAGGCAUUGAAUGUUUAUCUCACAGAAACAGAAAUUAGGGAAGGAAUAUUCACUCCUGAGCAACUACCAAAAGAAAGUUCAGCAUUAGUUGGAAUCGAUGCUGAAGAGCAUGUCAUUAUAUCAGAAGUUACUGCUCCACAGAAAGAAGGUGUAUAUAUACCAACCACAAAGCCACAAAGUAUAACAGCUCCAUUCACAAUGCCAACACAAGAACACAUUCUCAUAUCUGAGAUUGAUGCAGCUAUAACCGAGAGUGAAUUUGUUGCACCAAUACUUCCAAAUGAGAAAAAAGCUGAUUUUACUGUCCCUGUGGAUGAGCAUGUUAUAAUUUUGUCAACACAAAUUGAGCAAAAAGAAGAAGAGUUACCAGCUGAAAUAAAACCAAAGAAAGGAAGUGCUAAUGUAUCUGUCCCAACUGAAGACCAUGUUGUCAUAUCAGAAGUAUCAGUAGAAGAUAAAGAAAGUAUUUUUGUUUCACAUAAACUACCUAAAGGUGCAACUGUAGGAGUUUCAAUACCCACAGAUGAACAUAUUUUGGUAUCAGAAAUAACAUCAGAUGUACAAGAAAGCGAGUUUGUUCCAGAAAAACUACCACCUGAAAUUCAACUCUCAUUUUCUGUACCAACAAAGGAACAUGUUUUCAUUGCAGAAGUAGAGUCUUCUGACAAAGAGUUUGAUCUCAAACCAUAUGAUAAACCAAAGGAGAGAAUAGCAGGCUUGUCAUUACCUGUAGAAGAACAUUUAACAGUAUCUUCUGUGGAAUAUGGAAUGAAAGAGGAUCAGUAUAAAGCCUCAAAACUACCUGAAGGAGUAGUAGCAGGGUUUUCAGUACCUACAGAAGAACAUGUUGUUGUUGCUGAAACUGGAUUAAAUGAAAUGGAAGAAAUAUUUGAAUCUGAAAAGGUACCAAAAGGGUUAACACCUAAGUUUAAUGUCCCUUCUCUUGAACAUGUGAUCAUAUCAUCAGUAGAGGUAUCUCAAGAAGAGAGUGAAUUAGCACCAGAUAAUAAACCAAAAUUAGCUUCAGUUACUCCUUCAUUAGGAACAACUGAACAUAUUAUUGUGUCAGAAGUUAAGCUCGAAACUAAAGAAGAAGAUUUCACUGCCAAAGCAUUACCUAAACAAAGGACAGCUGGAGUAAACCUACCUGUAGAGGAGCAUAUUGUUGUGGGACAGAUAGAAACAGAGGUAAAAGAAGGGGAAUUCAAGGAAGAAAAGAGACCCGAAGGAAUAAUGGUAGGGUUUAGCAUUCCUACAGAGGAACAUGUGUUGAUUUCAGAAGUAACCACUGAUCAUAAAGAAGGAAAGUUUAUUCCUGGUAAGCUACCACAGUCUGAAGUAAUUGAUUACACUUUACCUACUGAAAAACAUCUUUUUGUGUCAGAAACUCCAUACCAAUUGAAAGAGGGAGAAUUUAAACCCAAACGAGGACCGAUAUUAGUAGAAGCAAAUGUUUCUGUGCCUUUAGCAACAUCUUUAAUAGUAUCUCACGAGGAAGCUUCAUUGAAAGAAGGCGAACUUUCACCAUAUAAAAUGCCACCAGAAAUGACUGCAGGUAUUUCGUUGUCAUCUGUAGAACAUGUUCUUAUAUCUGAACCCUAUACAGAGGCUAAAGAGGGAGAAUUUAUUCCUGGUAAACUUCCAAAACUAUUCACUGCAGAUACAUCUGUACCUAGUGAAGACCACGUUGUUGUGUCAGAAAUACAAACAGAACAACGAGAAAGUGAACUUCCUGUUGAUAAAAAACCUGUUGAGGUCAUGGCCGGUAUUUCUGUGCCCACAGAGGAACAUGUGGUAGUGUCACAGAUUGAUACCAUAACUAAAGAGCAAACUUUCACUCCAGGAAAGCUACCUGUUGAGAUGAAAGCUGGUGUGACAAUCCCAUUAGAAGAACAUCUUUUGGUUUCUCAUACUGAGAGUAGUGUCAAAGAAGAAUACAUUGGACCUCAAAAAUUACCAACUGAACUUACAGCCCAAUAUUCUGUUCCAACAGAAGAACAUGUUAUUGUUUCUAAGGUAGAAACAGAAAAUAAAGAAGGAGAAUUUAUUCCUGGUCGAUUGCCUCCUGAAGUGACUGCCUCAUUUAGUGUUCCAGUAGAAGAACAUGUUGUGGUAUCACAGACAGAAACUGGAUCAAAGGAAACAGAACUAAUUCCAGAAAAACUGCCAAGGCUUGUUAGUGCGGAAAUGAGUAUACCAACUGAGGAGCAUGUUGUUGUGUCAGUAACUGAAUUGAAGACCAAAGAAGGUGAAUUUGUACCAGGAAAACUACCACUUUCAUUCACUGCUGGAUACUCAAUACCUGUAAAUGAGCAUGUAAUAGUAGCUCACACUGAAACCGAAUCAAAAGAAGACCAAUUUGUGCCAGAAAAGAAACCUGUUCAAAUAUCUUUAGAUUACACAAUACCUGUUGAACAUCAUGUUGUUGUGUCUGAAACAGAAACAGGGAGCAAAGAGGACUCAUUUGUGCCAGGUAGAUUACCUGCAGCAGUAAUUGCUGAAUUUUCUGUCCCUGUUGAGGAACAUGUUGUUGUGUCACAUACUGAAACAGAAAAUAAAGAGGAAGAACUCAUCCCUAGGAAAUUGCCACCAGAAGUAACUGCAGGACUAACUAUCCCAUGCGAAGAACAUAUUCUUAUCUUCCAAACAGAAACAGAAAGAAAAGAGGGAGAAUUUAAACCUGGUAAGUUACCACCUACAGUUGCUGUUGAUUAUAGUGUACCUGUAGAAGAACAUGUUGUUGUUUCCCAAACUGACACUGAAACCAAAGAAGGAGAAUUUAUCCCAGAAAAAAUACCCACUGAUGUGGUUGCUAGGUUUUCAGUACCUACUGAAGAACACGUGCUUAUCACUCAUACUGAGGCUGAAAUAAAAGAGGGAGAUUUUGUACCUGGUAAAUCACCUCUUGAAAUUACAGCUGGGUAUUCAGUUCCCACUGAACAGCAUGUUGUUGUAUCACAGACAGAGACAGAAACAAAGGAAGGAGAGUUUAUUCCAGAAAAACGUGCACCUGAAGUUACUGCAGGAUUCACUGUGUCUUUUGAAGAACACAUUGUUGUUCACCAAACUGAGACAGAAACAAAGGAAGGUGAGUUUGUAGCAGGGAAAUUACCACUAGAAGUUCGAGCAGGAUAUACUGUUCCAGUUGAAGAACACGUUGUAGUAUUACAGGCAGAAACAGCAUUGAAAGAGAGUGAAUUUGUCCCAGAAAAGCUCCCAAAAGAAGUAUCUGUUGAUUAUUCUGUGCCUUUGGCUGAACAUGUUGUGAUCAGUCAAACAGAAACAGAAACUAAGGAGGGAGAAUUUGUUCCUGGUAGGCUUCCACUUCAAGUUACUGCUGGUCUUACAGUGCCAGUAGAAGAACAUGUAGUAGUGUCAGAGACCAAGACUGAAAUAAAAGAGGGAGAUUUGCAGCCUAUAAAAAUACCCCCUGAAGUUACUGCAGCUGUUGGAGUUUCGUUUGAAGACCAUAUUGUUAUCUCUGAAACUGAAACUGAAAGUAAAGAAGGUAUCUUUGUUCCUGGAAAACUUCCACCAGAAGUCACUGCUGGUUUUAGCAUGCCUCUUGAAGAACAUUUGAUUGUUUUAGCAACUGAAUCUGAAGUAAGGGAGGACGACCUUGUUCCUCAGAAACUUCCUCCUGAAGUAUCUCCAAACUUUUCUGUUCCAGUCGCCGAGAGUGUUGUUGUUUCUGAAACAGAAACUGAAACAAAAGAAGACGUUUUUAUUCCUGGAAAACUACCUCAAACAGUAAUUGCCUCAUACUCUGUUCCACUUGAAGAACAUGUUGUUAUAUCUGAAACAAAAACUGAGACAAAAGAAAGUGAGUAUAAGCCAGAAAGACUUCCUCCACAUGCUACUGCUGGAUAUACAAUAUCUGUUGAAGAACAUGUAGUUGUAUCACAUACUGAAACUGAGACUCGAGAAGGAGAUUUUGUGCCAUCUAGACUUCCACCACAAGUUACUCCUGGCUAUAGUGUACCAGCACAGGAUUAUGUUGUCAUUUCUCAAACAGAAGCAGUAACUAAAGAGGGUGAAUUUAUUCCAGAAAAAGCUCCCCCAGAAUAUGUACCAAAUGUGUCUGUACCUGUGGAAGAGCACCUUGUAAUUUCUUUGACCGAAUCUGAAACAAAGGAGGGUAAAUUUAUUCCAGGUAAACUUCCCCCAGAAAUUACUGCAGAUGUGUCUGUACCCUCGGAACAACAUGUUAUUGUUUCUGAAAUAAAAUCCAUCACAAAAGAAGAUGAAUUAAUUACAGCAAAAAUGCCUGCAGAGGUUAAGCCAUCAGUUACAGUGCCUGUUGAAGAGCAUAUUUUGAUAUCUCAGACAGAAGCAGAAACUAAAGAAGGAGAGUUUGUACCUGGCAAACUACUGCCAGAAGUGAAUGCUAAGUUUACUGUUCCUGUUGAAGAACAUGUAAUAGUGUCUCAAACAGAUACUGAGAUGAAAGAAGGCGAAUACGUCCAUGAGAAACGUCCAACUGAACUAACAGCUGACAUAUCCGUUCCACUGGAAGAAUAUGUUGUUGUUUCACAAACUGAAACAGAAACAAAGGAAGGUGAAUUUCAUCCUAGUAAAUAUCCUACAGAGGCUAAUGCAGGAAUAUCUGUACCUGUUGAAGAGCAUCUUCUUGUGUUACAAACAGAAACUGAGUCUAAAGAAGGGGAGUUUGUUCCCCAGAAAUUGCCACCAAAGGCCAGUGCCUCAUUUAGUGUACCUGUAGAAGAGCAUGUCGUUAUUAGUCAGACUGAAGCUGAAAGUAAAGAAGGGAUAUACAUACCAGGUAGAUUACCACCGGAAGUAACUGCUGGUGUUAGUGUACCAGUCGAAGAACACGUGGUUGUGUAUGAAACAAAGGCAGAGACAAAGGAAGAUGAGUUAAUUCCUGAAACGAUUCCCCAGAAGGUAUCUCCUGGUUAUUCUGUACCAGUUGUUGAACAUAUUGUUAUAUCGCAGACAGAACCAGAAGCCAAGGAAGGGGAAUUUGUUCCUGGAAGACUUCCUACUGGAAUUCAAAUAGGAUUCACUUUCCCUGUAGAGCAGCAUGUAGUAGUUUCUCAAACUGAAACUGAAACAAAAGAAGGGGAGUUUCGUCCGAAGAAACUACCUAUGGAAGUAACAGCUGAUUUUAACGUUCCAGUGGAAGAGCAUUUAAUAAUCUAUGAAACAGAAACAGGAAAUAAAGAAGAAACACUUAUUCCAGGAAAAGAGCCCUUGAGUUUUAGUGCUGACUUUACCGUUCCCACAGAAGAGCACCUUGUUAUUUCAGAAAUUGAAACAACCAUUAAAGAAAAUGAUAUGAAACCCCAGGAUAAACCUUUGGAAGAAACUGCAGGUUAUAGUGUGCCUACUGUUAGACAUGUUACUGUUUCUCAAGUAGAAAGUGAAACCAGAGAAGAAGAAUUUGCAUUAGGUAAAUUACCAGCAGAAAUAAAUAUUGGAUUUUCUAUACCAACUGAACAACAUGUUAUUGUAUCUGAAACAUUAAGCCAGCAGAAAGAAGGAGAGUUUGUUCCAGGUAAAAAGCUUCCAGAAUUGUGUGCUGAUUUUACAAUCCCAACUGAGCAACAUCUUGUUGUUUCAGCAGUUGAGUCUCAAAGUAAGGAGGGGAAACUAAGUAUCAAAACUCUACCUUCUCAGGUGACAGCUGGUUUUGAUGUUCUUGUGGAAGAACAUGUUGUUGUUUCAGAAACACAAACAGAGGUGAAGGAAACUUUCUUUGAUACUGAACAAAAGCCAAAAGAACGAUCAAUUGCUUUCAGUGUACCUGUUGAAGAGCAUAUUGUUUUAUCAUCUGUUGAAGCAGGAAUAAAAGAAGGUGAAUUCAUUCCAGAAAAAUUACCAGAAGAAAUAACAGCUGGUUUUACAGUUCCCACUGAGGAACAUGUUCUUGUGUCAGAAGUUGAAAUAGAUACAAAAGAAGGAACAUUUACACCUAAAUUGUUACCAGAUGAGAAAACAGCAUCGUUCACUGUGCCAACAGCAGAACACGUACUUGUAUCACUAGUUGAAGUUGAUACAAAAGAAGGCACUUUUGUAGCAGGAGAGUUACCCAAUGAAAGAAAAGUAGAUUUUUCAGUUCCUACUGAAGAAUAUGUUCUUGUAUCAGAAAUUGAAGUUGAUACAAAGGAGGGUAUCUUUGCACCAGGACAAUUACCAGAUGAGAAAACAGCAGACUUUUCUGUUCCUACCGAAGACCAUGUAGUUGUUUCACAAGUUCAAUCAGAUUUGAAGGAAGAAGAUCUUAAAACUGAAAGAAAACCCUUACAAGUUACUGCUGAUUUCUCACUUUCGUCAGAACAACAUGUUAUUAUUCAACAGGUAGAAACAGAUACCAAAGAAGGGGAAUUUGCUCCAAGAACUUUACCUCAAACAGUUACUGCUCCAUUCAGUGUCCCUGUUGAAGAGCACCUCGUAGUUUCAGAAAUUUCUGGUGAAUUAAAAGAAGGAGAAUUUGCUCCAGAAGCUAAGCCAUCUGGAGUAACAGCAAAGUAUCUUAUUCCAGGGAAAGAUCAUGUUUUAAUAUCGGAAGUUGAAGCAAAUAUCAAAGAAGAAAUAUUUUUACCAGGGGCUCUUCCUGGAGAAAAAACAGCUAGGUUUUCUUUCGAUACUGAAGAACAUGUAACUAUAUCGCAAGUAGAUUAUGAAUACAAGGAAGGAGAGUUUGCACCAGACAAGUUGCCAGGUGUUAUGCAAGCUCCAUUUACAUUGCCAAUUGAGGAGCAUGUUAUUGUGUCUGAAAUAGAUGUACAGCAACAGGAAAGACAACUUGAAACAGAAAAACCCAAAGAGAGAUCUGCUGGAUUCAGUAUACCAACAGAAGAUCACGUAGUUAUAUCUGAGGUGGAAACUGAUGUUAAAGAAGGCGAAUUUGUAUCAGGACGUCUACCAAUGGAGGUAACAGCUGGUUUUUCAGUGCCAACUGAAGCACAUAUUGUUAUUUCAGAAGUAGAAACUGAUAUAAAAGAAGGAGAUUUUGGUCCUAGACGAUUACCUGACGAGCAACAUGCUCCUUAUACUAUACCAACAGAAGAACAUGUUAUAGUUUUUGAAACGAAGUCAGAAAUUAAAGAGGGUGAAUUUGUUUAUGAGAAAAAAGUUACAGAAUUUAAAGCUUCAUUAGAUGUUUUAGCCACAGAACCUGUUCAAGUAUUAGAGGUUACAAGUGAGUUUGAGUCAGCAAAACUGCCAGAGGCUGUUAAACCAAAAGAAGGUAAAGCAACUACUGUGUUAACUAUUGAAGAACCCCUUUCCGUGGAGGAAGUAACCUCAGAAAAUAAAGUAGAAGAUUUCACAAGCAAAAAACCAUUUGAAAGCAAAGCACAUAAAAUUUUGCCUAAGCAAACAUCAUUAGAAGUAACAGCUGUUGAACCUGAAGUUAAGACUGAAGAACUGCAGUUCAAAAUGCCAGAAGUUACCAAAGCAGAUAUGACAAUUACAGAAAAAGAACCUAUUACUGUUUCAGAAGUUAGCGCUGAUUUCAAAGUCAAGAAAUUAGAGGACGUUACUAAACCUACGGAAGAACAUGUGGGCUUUGCUUGGGAUGAAGAAUAUUCAGUUGUAAUAUCAGGAAUUCAAGAAGACAGUGUAGCUAAGGAGUUUACUGUAGAAAGUUGGCCAACAAAUUUAGCUCAUGUGACCAUUAUUGAAGAGUUUCCAAGUUCAGUUAUUGAAAAACCAAUAGAAGUUUUACUGGAAGAGCAAACACCAGAAGAUGAAGGUGUAAGCCUUUUAGAUACUGAGAUAAGUCAAAAGGAUACUGAGGCAUCAACAAGUAUCAUUAUUAAACAGAAGACAGUUAGGUCUCAUACAGAAGAAGUCAGUGGUGGUUCCAAAAUUAUACAAUACACUGAAAUCCACGAAUCUUUCAGUACUGGUGGUUUUUCUGAAGACAAACCUUCUCGUCCUAUUAUCCAAGAAAUCACCGAUGAAGAAAUAGUCCCCGAGGAAGUUGUUAAGAAACCAAUAAUAGAAGAAUAUGAAGAGGUACCAAAAAAGCCACAGGAAGAAACACCCACUAGUCUAGAGGUUGAAGAAAUCACAGAGGAACCAGUAAAGGAGGAAGAGCAUGCGGAAAUUAAAGUCAGUUUAAAACCAAAAAAGAAAUUUAAAAAAGAAGAACCUACAGAAUUUGUAGAAAAAUUACAACCUGAAGAAGACAUAAAUAUAUCUAUAAAGAAACACAAAAAACCAGAAGAGAAACCCGAGGAAGUUGAGAAAGUGAUUUUGAUUUUAGAUAAGACAGAAAAACAAAAGGAUAAAGAAGUCAUUUCAGCGGAAGAAAUAACCCUCAAGCUAGAUGAAGAAAAACUCCCAAAAGAAAAAACUGAAGAAAAACCACUUGAAAAAGAAGAGGUUAAAGUGACUUUGAAGCCGAAGAAAAAACCAAAGGACGAGAAACCAAAGAAAGAACUUCCAGAAGAAAUUCAGCUGCAAGAAGAGACAGAAAUAACAGUUAAGCCGCUUAAAAAACCUAAACCAGAUGAGAUACUUGAGGAUAUUGAACAAAUUUCUAUUGUUUUGGAGAAACCAGAAAAACCAAAAGAUGAAGUUUCACAAGUAGAAGUAUCUUUCAAAAUACCUGAGAAAGAAGUUUCAAAAAAGCCUGAAAAAGUAGAAGAAAAGCCAGUUGAAAAGGAAGAAGAGGUUCAAUUAACUUUGAAACCUAAGAAAAAACCGAAAGGAGAGAAAGAACUAAAAUUGCUUCCGCAAGACAUUCAGCAAGAUGAAGAAACCGAAAUAAGUGUAAAAUCGCUUAAAAAGCCUAAGCCAAAAAAGAAACCCGAGGAAGCUCAAGAAGUUGAUGUUGUUUUAGAGAAACCAGAAAAAAUAAAAGAUGUGGAAGAUGUCUCACAAAUAGAUGUCAUUUUUAAAGUGCCUGAGAAAGACAUUCCGAAAGAAAAACCUGAAGAAAAAUCAGUUGAAAAAGAAGAAGAAAUUAAAGUCAUUUUAAAGCCCAAGAAAAAGCUAGAGGAUGAAAAAGAAAAGAAGGAACUUCCGCAAGAAAUUCACGCAGAAGAAGAAACAGAAUUUACCUUAAAGACAUUAAAAAAAGAGAAACCUGAAGCAAUUGAGAAGCUUGAUAUUGCUCUGUCAAAGACAGAAAAACCAGAAGAUGAGAAAGACACCUCACAGACAGAAGUAACUCUUAAAUAUCCUGAAAAAGAAAUUCCAAAAGAAAAGCCUGAAGACAUUAAAGAAGUAACAACUGUUGAAGACGUUGAACAAGAUUUUAAAGUAACCAUAAAGCCCAAAAAGAAACCAAGAGAAGAGAAAGAGGAGUUGGAGAAAACUGAGGUUUCUUUAACUUUUCCUGAAAAGUUGGAAGAAAAAGCACCAGAAGAAAUUUCAGUUAGCAAAGACACAGCUAUUACCUUAAAGAAACCUGAGAAACCAGAAAAAGCUGAGGAAAUAGAGCCUGUUGAAUUAAUAAUUACAGAAGAAAUACCUAAACAAUUCGUAGAAGACGAUGUUACACGACCUAAAGAAGCAGAAAAAGAACCUGUAAAAAUAGAAAAACAAGAAGAGAAGAAACCAAAAAAGAAAAAAAUUCCAAAACUUAAGGAAGAGGCCCCAGAAGAAGUUGUUGAAACAAAAAUAAAGUUACCUAAAAAGAAAGAACCUGAGGAAGUGGAGGAGGUUACAAAGAUCAUAUUACCGGAAAAAACAGAAGAAAAAGCUGAUAAAAUAGAACCUGUUGAAUUAACAAUUGCAGAAGAUAAACCUAAACAAUUCAUUGAGGACGAUGUUACAAGGCCUAAAGAAGCAGAAAAAGAACCUGAAAAAGUAGAACAACAAGAAGAAAAGAAACCAAAAAAGAAAAAAGUUCCAAAAGUUAAAGAAGAGGCACCAGAAGAAGUUGUUGAAACAAAAAUAAAGUUGCGAAAAAAGAAAGAACCUGAGGAAGCUACAAAGAUCAUUUUACCGGAAAAACCAAAAGAAAAGGAGGAUGAAAAAGUUGAGGACGUUGUCAUGUUAAAAAUCCCAGAAAAAGAAAAAGAUGAGAAAUCAGAGGUAGCUCAGUUGGUUUUACCACAAAAAAAAGAGGAAAAACCUAAAGAAAUUGUUGAAGUGGCUACAAUAACAGUUCCAAAGAAAGAGGAAGCUAAGCCAUCAGAAGAAUCGUUUGAAAUUUCUUUGGAAAAACCUAAACCUGAAGAGACAACUGUAGAUGAAACUUUUGUAAUCAAAGCCCCAGAUGAGAAAACAGAGUCAUUGGUUACAUCUCCUGUAGAAGAAACAUUUAAAGUUACUCUAAAAGAAAAGCCUACUUCAGAAGAAAUAAUAGAAAUUGAAUUGCCGAAGAAAGAAGAAAAAUAUGUUGAAGAAGCAGCUGAAGUCACAGUUAAGAAAUUAAUAGAUGUCGAAGCUCCCGAAGAGAAACCAGUAGAUAAACCAGAAGAAAUCACAGAGACUAAAGUGAUCAAAAAGAAAAAGAAAACAAAAAAAGCUAUUGAAUUGUCUGAAGAAAUUAAGAUACCUAAAAAGACAGAAGAGGAAAAGCCAGAGAUAGAAGAAUCAUUCAAAAUCCCACUAAAACUUAAGAAACCCGAGGAAGACCAAAUAACUGAAGCUUUUGAAGUUGAAUUGUUAAAGGAACAUGAAAAACCGGAAGACACCAGUGUGGUCCAAGAAACAUUUAAAGUUUUAUUACAAGAAAGACCAAAACCAAUUGCACCUGUCACUGAGGAAUCAAUUGAAACAAUACUUCUAGAAGAAAAGAAGCUUCCGGAAACAAAGGAAAAAGUGGAAGAGGUAGUUAUUGAGGUAAAGGAAGAAAAGCCAGAAGAAGAAAUUGAAGAGGUGAUAAGACUGAAAAAGAAGCCUGUCAAGGAUAAACAAGAAGUCUCAGAAGAGUUAAAAGUUCAUACAGGCGAACAGGAGGAACCUGAGUAUAAAAUAACAGAGGAAUCUGCCGAAUUUGCAGUUAAGAAACCUAAAAAGAAACCCAAACCUGAAAAAGUGGUAGAAGAAACUGCUGAAAUCAAACUUCCUGAAGAAGAAGCUCCCACAGUUCCAGCUGAGGAAACGAUUGACGUUAUUCUCCCGACUAAACCCACUCCAGAAAAAUCAGUUACAGAGGAAACUGUUGAAGAUGUGAUAAAAUUACCAGAAGAGAAAAAAGAAGAAUAUAAAGUCACUAAAGAGGAAGCUGAAGUAACGGUGAAAAAAGUCGUUGAAAUUGAAGGCCCUGAAGAAAUUGAAGAAAAACCAAAAGAGGACGAACCCGAAGAAGUAGUAAAGAUUAAGCGAAAGAAAGAUGUUAAAAAGGAAGUUAAUGAGGAAGCUAAGAUCGUGCUAAAAAAGAGGAGGAGAAGUACCGUAACAGAGGAAUCUGCUGAAUUUGCAGUUAAGAAACCUAAAAAGAAACCUAAAUCAAAACCUGAAAAAGUGAUAGAAGAAACUGCUGAAAUCAAACUUCCUGAAGAAGAAGCUCCCACAGUUCCAGCUGAGGAAAAGAUUGACGUUACUCUCCCGACUAAACCCACUCCAGAAAACCAGUUACAGAGGAAACUAGAAGAUGUGAUAAAAUUACCAGAAGAGAAAGAAGAAGAAUAUAAACUCACUGAAGAGGAAGCUGAAGUAACGGUGAAAAAAGUGGUCGAAAUUGAAGGCCCUGAAGAAAUUGAAGAAAAACCCAAAGAGGAAGAAACCGAAGAAAUAGUAAAGAUUAAGAGAAAGAAAGAUGUUAAAAAGGAGGUUAUUGAGGAAGCUAAGGUCGUGCUAAAAAAAGAGGAAGAGAAGAAGUACGACGUAACAGAGGAAUCUGCUGAAUUUGCAGUUAAGAAACCUAAAAAGAAACCUAAACCAAAACCUGAAAAAGUGGUAGAAGAAACUGCUGAAAUUAAACUUCCCGAAGAAGAAACUCCUACUGUUACGUCGCCAGUUGAGGAAAAGUUUGACGUUACUCUUCCUUCUAAGCCCACUCCAGAGAAAACAGUUGUAGAGGAAACUACUGAAGAUGUAAUAAAGUUACCAGAAGAGAAAGAAGAAGAAUAUAAAGUCACUAAAGAGGAAGCAGAAGUAACCGUAAAAAAAGUGGUUGAAAUUGAAGGCCCUGAAGAAAUUGAAGAAAAACCAAAAGAGGGCGAAACCGAAGAAGUAGUGAAAAUUAAGCGAAAGAAAGAUGUUAAAAAGGAAGUUACUGAAGAAGCUAAAGUUGUGCUAAAGAAAAAGGAAGAGAAGAAGUACGAGGUGACAGACGAAGUUGCUGAAUUUGCAGUUAAGAAACCUAAAAAGAAACCUAAACCAAAACCUGAAAAAGUGGUAGAAGAAACUGCUGAAAUCAAACUUCCUGAAGAAGAAGCUCCCACAGUUUCAACUGAGGAAAAGAUUGACGUUACUCUCCCGACUAAAUUCACUCCAGAAAAACCAGUUACAGAGGAAACUGUUGAAGAUGUGAUAAAAUUACCAGAAGAGAAAGAAGGAGAAUACAAAGUCACUGAAGAGGAAGCUGAAGUAACGGUGAAAAAAGUGGUCGAAAUUGAAGGCCCUGAAGAAAUUGAAGAAAAACCAAAAGAGGACGAACCCGAAGAAGUAGUAAAGAUUAAGCGAAAGAAAGAUGUUAAAAAGGAGGUUAUUGAGGAAGCUAAGGUCGUGCUAAAAAAAGAGGAAGAGAAGAAGUACGACGUAACAGAGGAAUCUGCUGAAUUUGCAGUUAAGAAACCUAAAAAGAAACCUAAACCAAAAGAAGCUGUAGAAGAAACUGCUGAAAUUAAACUUCCCGAAGAAGAAACUCCCACUGUUACGUCGCCAGUUGAGGAAAAGUUUGACGUUACUCUUCCUUCUAAGCCCACUCCAGAGAAACCGGUUGUAGAGGAAACUACCGAAGAUGUAAUAAAGUUACCAGAAGAGAAAGAAGAAGAAUAUAAACUCACUGAGGAAGAAGCAGAAGUAACAGUGAAAAAAGUGGUUGAGGUUGAAGGCCCUGAAGAAAUUGAAGAAAAACCCAAAGAGGAAGAAACUGAAGAAAUAGUGAAGAUUAAACGAAAGAAGGAUAUUAAAAAGGAAGUUACUGAGGAAGCUAAGGUCGUGUUGAAGAAAAAGGAAGAAAAGAAGUAUGAGGUUACGGAGGAAUCUGCUGAAUUUGCCGUUAAGAAACCCAAGAAGAAAAGAAAACCAGAAACAGAAAAGGUGGUAGAAGAAACAGCUCAAAUUAAACUUCCUGAAGAAGAAACUCCCACUGUUACAUCGCCAGUUGAGGGAAAAUUUGACGUUACUCUUCCUUCGAAGCCCACUCCAGAGAAACCAGUUGUAGAGGAAACUGCUGAAGAUGUGAUAAAAUUACCAGAAGAGAAAAAAGAAGAAUAUAAAGUCACUGAGGAAGAAGCUGAAGUAACGGUGAAAAAAGUGGUUGAGGUUGAAGGCCCUGAAGAAAUUGAAGAGAAACCAGAAGAUGAAAAAACUGAAGAAGUAGUAAGUAUUAGGCGAAAGAAAGGUACUGAACAGGAAAUAGUUGAAGACGCGAAGAUUGUGCUAAAGAAAAAAGAAGAACGAAAGCAUGAAAUCACAGAAGAAUCGGCUGAAUUUGCUGUCAAAGCUCCUAAAAAGAAACCUACAACCAAAGAUGUUCCGUCAGUCACUGAAGAGUCUUUCACAUUAAAGGUAAAACCAGAAGAAGAGAAACCUUUGUUAGAAGAUGUUGAAGAAGCAUUCGAAGUUAAAACACCCAAGCGUAAGAAGAAGAAACCCAAGAUAGCUGAAGAUGAAGAAGAAUCUCUUAGCUUUGAAAUUCCAAGCAAAGAACCCGAAAAGAAGACUGAAGAAGUGGAAGAAAAAGUGAAAAUCAUAAUUCCACGGGAAGAAGUCCCAGAAGAACCAGAAGUUCGAGAAGAGAUAACGAUAUUCUACAAUGAAGAAAACGUAACAACGCUAGUGAUUAGGGAGGUGUUUCCAGAAGACGCGGGUACGUUCACAGUCGUUGCUAAGAACCCAGCUGGAUUCUCAUCCUGUUCUGCAGAACUACUCGUUGUCGCUCCGCUCUCGGAUCACGGAACGGAAACGGCUCCAACUUCCCGUCGUAGUCUCUCUCGCGAAUCAUCGCUAACAGACCUUAUAGAGGGCGUUUUACCAGUGUUUUCACAACCGCCAGAAGAAAAAACAGUGGAAGAGAGUGACACUGUCGACCUUACAUGUAGCGUUACUGGAGUACCAGAACCUACGGUUACAUGGUAUCAUAAAGAGACCGUAGUUGAAGAAACUGAACGCACAAUCAUCAAAAUUAUAUCAGAUGUUGAUAUGGUACACGUGAAAGUCACCAUUAAAAACGUUACAAAGGAAGAUUCUGGAACCUACAAAGUAAUAGCGGAGAACACUGAAGGAAAGACAAUUACCACUACAGCUCUGAACGUUAAAGAAAAGCCUCAGCCACCGAAAAUAAAAAAGAAACCAAAAUCCAAGAAGGUAAAGCCAUCAGAAAAGGUGGAAUUCCACGCAACAGUAACUGGAAAACCAAAGCCGACUGUCAAAUGGUACAUCAACGAGACAGAGGUCAAGCCUGAUGAUAGACGCCAGAUAACUGUUGAAAACAACAGUUAUACCUUAACAAUAGACCCUGUGGAACCCUCUGACGCAGGUCCAGUAAUAGUUAAAGCUACAAACCCUGCUGGAGACGAUACAGCAACUACAGAACUCACAGUUGAAGAACCUCCUAAAGAUGAACCUCCUACAUUCACACAGACUUUCAGUGAUGUGAUUGUUACUGAAAAAGACACUGUCAAAUUGACAGCCAAGGUAACAGGAAAACCACCACCGGAAGUGACGUGGUACAAGAAUGGAAAGAAACUGAAACCUACCAAGCACAUCAAACAAACGUACGAGAAUGACGUCUGUACUUUGGAGAUUCCUGAGAGUUCUCCCCAGAAGGACACUGGUGAAUAUAAAUGUGUCGCGACCAAUCCAGUGGGUGAAACUGAGCACGUAGCAAAGGUCAUUGUUCAGAAAGCCGACGUUGAAUUUUUGGAGCCAAUACAGGAUGUUGAGGUUAAAGAAAGGGAUGUGGCGUUAUUUGUUACAAAAGUAUCCCAGGAAGACGCAGAAGUCACGUGGCACAAAGAUGGCGAACAGGUCAUCGAAGGAGAUAAAUACACAUUCAUAAAGGAAGACAAGUUCAGAAAACUGGUGAUUAAUGAUGCCCAGGUGAAAGAUGAGGGAGAAUAUACUUGUUUACUGGGAGACAAGGAAUGCACAGCGGAUCUUGUUGUUGUCGAACUUCCUCCAGAGAUUAAGACAGAGAUGGUCGAUGUAACAGUGACCAAAAACGAAGCUGCUAUUUUCCAGGUGGAGUUGACUAAAGGUGAUGCUUUAGUCAAGUGGUACAAGGAUGGGAAAGAAAUCCAGUUUAGUGAGCACGUGCAACUGAAGAUUGAUGGCAAGAAACAAAAGUUGCUGAUCUACAACACCACAUUCGAGGAUGCUGGCACUUACACCUGUGUUGUGGGUAACAAGAAAUGUUCAGCAACGUUGAAUGUGGAAGCUCCCUAUGUGGAAUUCACUGCUAAACUGCCAGAAAAGACUUCUGUUCCUCAGGACACCGACGCUACUUUCACGGUGCAGCUGUCUCAACCUGAUGCUGACGUUCAGUGGCUGAAGAACGGAAAACCGGUCCAAGCGGAUGCAAAGUUCCAGCUUAUUAAGGAUCAGAACGUUCGGAAACUAGUUGUGAGGGGUGUUUCAAAGGAUGAUUCCGCUGAGUAUACCUGUGUAGCUGGCAACGUCAAGACAUCCACGAAAUUACACGUGGAAGAAGUCUCAGCUGAAUUUACUUUGAAACUGCGUGACAUCAUCGUACGUGAAAGCGACACCGCAACUCUAUUGGUGGAAGUGACGAAGGAGACUUUAGAAGUUCGAUGGUUUAAGGAUGGGGAAGAAGUAACGCCGUCGGAGCGUAUCGUGAUCGAAACCGAGGACAAAACAAGGAAGCUGAUCAUUAGAGAAACAUCAGUGGAAGAUAGGGGCGUGUAUACCUGCACACUACUGGACCAAGAGUGUUCGUCCACUGUGACCGUAGAAGCGCCACCUCGUGUAACGACGGACCAGCGAAAGUUUAGUGUCAAAAGAGGAGGUUCUCUUACUUUAGAGAUUCCGUAUAGCGGGCUGCCACUUCCCAAAAUAGAGUGGCAUUUCAAUGGAAAGCCGCUUAAACCAACAAAGAAAGUUACAGUGGAUACCAUGAAGACCAAAACGACAGUCUCCAUAAAGAAAAUGGAUGAUCCAGAGGUCGGGACGUACACCAUGAAGAUGAAAAAUAAAGUUGGAGAAUGUACGACAGACUUCAUCGUUUCUAUUAUAGAUAAGCCUAAGCCACCUGGUACACCUGAAGCUUCAGAGAUUACCAACGAAUCACUAAUACUCAGUUGGAAGGCGCCUGAGAGCGAUGGUGGCGCCCCCAUCACUAACUAUAUUAUUGAGUAUCACGACAGAGACACCUUACGAUGGUCAACAUACAACGAGGAUUUGACAAUACCAGAAAGGCAUCAUAAAGUGACUAACUUGAAGGAAGGUAUGGACUAUAUGUUCCGCGUGAUCGCCGUGAAUGACGCAGGAAAAAGUGAUCCAUCUCCAGGGACCAAAUACAUCACUGUUAAUGAAGCGAAAGCCGGAGAACCUCCUGUGGUAGUUGAGCAUCUUCAAGAUCUUGCUGUGGGACUCAAAGCAAAGGCCGUUUUACAAGCAAGGAUCACAGGACAACCUCCGCCUACAGUCAAAUGGCUUAAAAAUGGAAAGGAUCUCCUGGUGCUAAGGAACAUCACUACAACUUAUGAAAACCAAGUAGCAUCAUUAACCAUUGGUGAAACAACUCAGAAAUCCGCCGCAAAAUACACGUGCAAGGCAACCAAUUCCAUGGGAACGACGGAGACAUCGUGCACAUUAAAGAUUCAAGAGCCCCCGUCUGCUACGUUUGAUGAGAACCUGAAGAAGGUUCGUCUACGCACAUCUUCAGAGUACGUUUUGAACGUGACGACCCAUGGAUACCCAGUUCCAGAAGUCGUAUGGGAGCAAAAUGGGAAACCGCUAGAAUCCACUAAGCAUACACUCGUCCAAACAAGAGAUAAUACUACGUCGAUAAUCAUUAGGAGUGUGGAAAAUAGUGACACAGCGAUUUACACACUCAAACUUUCCAAUGACGCUGGAACCCAGUCGUACGAUUUUAGGCUCAGAGUGUUAGAUAAACCUGGACCUCCGCAAGGCCCAAUCACAUUCCCCAAAACUGACAAAGAUCAAAUUACCGUGACUUGGAAACACCCCUCUGAUGAUGGUGGCUCUGAUAUUACGAACUAUUUCAUUGAACGAUGCGAUGCUAGAAGAAAAGUAUGGUUGGAGGUGACAAGUGUUCCACCUGACACCACGUCCUACACAGUCACGGACUUAGAGGAAGGUAGCGAAUAUAUGUUCCGAGUAUCAGCAUCUAACGAGUACGGACGUGGAGGACCGUUACAAUCCGAACCAGUCACAGCGAAGAGUCCAUUUGACAAACCAUCAGCUCCUAAGGGACCGCUCCAGACUUCCAAUAUGACCAACACCUCCUUCACACUCUCGUGGCAGGCUCCAGAGAGUGAUGGCGGUUCCCCAAUUAUAGAAUACGUUGUGGAAAAACGAGAAUUUGGCCGGAAGGCUUGGCAGAAAGUUGGCACUACGGAUGGUAGAUCUAUGACCAUGGAAAUCACGAACUUGAAAAGAGAAACUGCCUACAACUUUCGUAUCGUCUGUCGUAAUGAAGUGGGCACCAGUCCACCAUUGGCACCAGAAGAACCUAUUACUCCUGGGGCCCAAAUAGUUCCACCCUCAGCGCCCUCUGGACCCCUAUCUAUUAUUAGCAUGACCAACAAGACGCUAACGUUGUCAUGGAAACCACCAGUUUCCAAAGGAGGGGCAGAGCUGUUGUCGUACAUCAUUGAAAAAAGAGAAACCCACGUGGAAAAAUGGGUUAGGGUAGAGACCUUAGAACCAACCACGACGUGCCACACAGUCCAGAAUUUGUCGGACAAAUGCGAGUACUUCUUCAGGGUGUUAGCUGAAAACUCAGCAGGUCUUAGCCCACCGUUGGAAAUGGAAGAACCCGUGCGUCUCGCAACGACAGCAGAACGACCUACACCACCAACUGCACCUCUGGAGAUGAGAGCUACUGGUCCCAGUUCAAUUAUGAUCGAAUGGGGCAAACCGGAAUCCGAUGGUGGUGCCCCCUUGUUAGGGUAUAACAUUGUCAUUCGAGAUAUCAAGAGAAAAAUGUGGAUGGAGGUGGGCCAGGUAGAUGCAGAAACACAAAGGCUUCAAAUUCGGGACCUUCAGGAAGGCCACGAGUAUUUGGUGCGGAUUAUGGCGCGUAAUGAAAUAGGAAUGAGUGACGCAUUAGAAUCCGAAGAACCUAUUAAAGUUGUCUGCCCUCCUGGCUUCCUGGAGGUUCCUCCAUUGGAAAUGGAAGAACACACUGCUUCGUUAAGCUUUAGCACAGAAACCUCAUCGUCAUGGAUACGAGAAGCCAAUGUGGAACCGUUGUUGCGCAGUUACACGAAACACGAUUUGAUAGGACGAAAUGAGUACUUCUUUAGAAUUUGGCACUACGCGAAGAGUUUAUUUAAGUGAAAUUAACGUAAGCAUCUAAUAUAAGAGAGAGAGAGAUUGUUUAUGUUUGCGGUAGAAGAAGUUACUGAACCUAAAAUGUGAUAUAAUAUUGAAAUUCAUGAUCAAUUUUAUCAACGUGUAAAUUAUUUACAGUAAACUUUUAUAGGGAAAAAAAAACAGUUAGCACACGAAGAGCUAACUUUAAAAUUUAUCAUGAAUUUUAAUUGCACUUGAAAAAUCUUAAUCAAGUGAUUCUGUAUCUCCUGGAUUGUAUAAUACUUGUAAAGGAACCUUUAUGUAAGUAUGAAAAACAGGGAAGGAGGUCGGACCAGUUCUGACCACUCCCAAAUGUUGAAUGACAUAUUCUCAUUAUUUUGACUCAUGGACUUGGACAGACCCUCAUUUCUUUUAUUUUAUUGUGUGUCGCUUGGUAGGCUUUGUGGUUAUUUGUUGUGUUUUUGGCUACCCUCAGGCACAAGCGAAUAUAGAAACGAAUUUCGUCCGUGCUAAUCGGCCUUUAUAUGCCUUUGUGUAGCCAAAAGCUCUCCAGAAGAUUUUUAUUUUGAUGUGAAUUUUUGCCGUUUUCUUGUUUUAUUACUUGUUUAACAAAUUAACUUUUUGCUCAGCUGUAGAGCAAGAUGUAACUGACAGAUUUGUACCAUGUUGUGUAAACUCGUAUAAUUCAAAUAAAGUUUAGAUUAACAGUAAAA
Messenger RNA from Limulus polyphemus (Atlantic horseshoe crab), 52847 nucleotides. Its product is annotated as titin-like. Lineage: Eukaryota; Metazoa; Arthropoda; Merostomata; Xiphosura; Limulidae. The record is from RefSeq and is a predicted model, not a curated record. Gene Ontology annotation, molecular function: protein binding.